CAGGCCUAGUAACCAACGUGCAGUUGUAUAGUUCGGUAGUGACUUAUCGUGUUUUUAAUUUAUAUCCGUUUUCGUUUGUUUUCUCGAAGUCGCGUCUGAUAAAAGGUAAAAUUAUUUAUACUGCGAUGUAUAAUAUAUGAUUUGGCUGUUGUUUUUCGUGUCAGAUAUUUUUCUAUUUUAAAAGCAAUGCGAGUAUCUAUAUCUAUAUAGGUAUGUACGUAUAAAAGUUCUACAAAAAAAAAAAAAAAAAACAAAACGAUUUUGCAUACUUAAAAGUCGCGUUUCCGAUCAUUAUUAUUACCUGUAUUAGUACCUGUGUAAUGUGUUUAAAGUGCAACGGGAUACGCGUACAAAAACCAAAACGGUUUUAACCAUGUGAGUAAACAUUGAACAUUAUUAUUAUUUAUGCGCCUAUGGUACUAUUUUUAAGUUAACAAUAAUUCAGUAGGUAUUUCGUUCGCCGUAACAUUAUCCCUGACCUUAACAACAUUGUACCAGGUCUCUGGGACGGUAUAACAUAACAAACAAAACGUACGAUUAGGUACUGUUAGGUUUCAUAUUCUUAUCGAAUCGAAAUAAUCCGGUUUGUACAUCGGUCAUAACGAGAUCGCUCGUAAAUUUAACUGUAGUUAAAACCAAUAAUGUUCGAGGGUUAGACUCGUAGAUAAUCGUUUUAAAAGCUUUUCGCCGCGUCUCUUUUUACCGGGUUUUGAACUUUCAACUGAUAUCAUAUAAUGUAAUAUUAUUAUACACGACUCGAGGAUCGCGGAUCUAUCGUAGUAUCACGUAUUGCCGAUAAGAAUAUAUUGUAUAGUGUUUAAAUAGGUAUACAGCAAAAACUGCAAUGUAAUCGACGAAAGAAGUUGCACUAUUAUUAUAACGACUACUGCAGUGUUAAAAUACUUGGAAAACACGGAUUUCGAGACAAAGUCGUCUCAGAGAUAUUCACACGAGGAUCUUCUAAAAAUUACAUUUAAAUACUACUCCUUCGAAAAAAAAAAAAAUUAAAUAAAUAAAUAAUCCCGAUCGAAAUAAUCAACGCGUUAACAUUAGAAAUUUUGUAACGAUUUUCGAAUUUCACUGAUAAAAUUAGUACAACACGAUUUAUUAUAACAAGUGGAUAAUAAUAACACUAAAAUUAGCUGCACACUUUUUCGUUUCAUGCCAGUAUUUACACUAAUGCAAAUUCGUGCUGCACCAUUAUAAUAUUUAUACAGUGCCGUAUUUCACACUAUUUUAGGGCCUGGUGGCGACUUCGUGACGUACAGUAGGUACCUAUAUAAUAUAAUAUAGAUACAUUAUGCUGCAGUGAAAACGAAUUGACCAAACUGUGGUGUAUGGAAGAGAUUAGAAGUUUAUUAGGCUAUUUCCCAUAAAGAUCUUUUCGUUUCCCGAGAGCCCGAUUAGGUAUAUUACAAAAUAAGUUAACGACGAGUAUUAUACAGAGAGAGUGGUGACAUCUUCAGUAAUAAUAUUACUUAAACAGAAAAAAUGUUAACGCGUAACAAAUGAUACUAUUAUUUAGAUGAUACCUAAUCAUUUUUGAAACUUUUGUGAAACGUAUACCAUACCUAUAAGCUAUUAAAUUAAGUACUUAAAAAUCAACGGAACCUGGCCACGAUACCUUAUACAGGAGUUUAUAGUUUAGAGAUUUAGAUACCCAAACUGACGGGAUAAUUAUAAUCGAUUUAGUUUUCACAAGAAUGGUGUUUACAAUCAUAAAACUCGGGCAGCGAAGCCAAAAUUAUUACUAGGCUUAUUACUAUCUGAAAGUUAAGAUUGCGCGGGCUACGAAUCAAAAGGUUCUAUCUGUUUGUUUUAAAAUUUGACUUUUUUUUUUUUUUUUUUUCUAGAGAUAGUAAUUAUCAAGAUAUUCGGAACUAUUCGGUUUUCUAUCUGUCCGCAGAAAUACCGUAUUUACUCGUGUGCUAAAACGUAAACACGUAUGCCAGAACUUCCGGGUUCCCAGCCCGCGAAUUCAUUCGAUUGAAAUUCCUUAUUAACAAUGUUCUUUAUUAGGAUUUAUUUAUACAAAUAUAUAAUCUUAUUUGAACAUUUAUAAUAAUAAUCUUAUACCUUAUGGACCGAGUCUGUUUGUAAUCAAACUGUCUGUCUGUACUUGAAAAAUAAUCUCUCUCGUUUUCUUUUAUGUAGACCAUUGUACAAUAGAAAAUGGGAAAAAUAUAAUUGCUUUUCCAAUUUGAUGAACAUUAUCAUAAUAUUUUAUUAGGUUUAGGUAUUGUUAGCGUUGUUCCUUAAUUUUUUUUUUUUUUACAGGUUUUUAGAAUUUAAACGGUUCUUUUCGAAGCCAAAGAACUAUUAUUUGAAUAGGUACCUAUGAAUAAUUUCAAGUGAAUGGAUAUUACAUGAAUUCAAUAGGUAUAGAGUUUGGUGGUAUUUUUAUGUGUGUUUAUGAACGAAAAAACAUUAUGUUAUUACGACACGAUGCACAAAUGUUUACACUUUAACCCGAUGCGAUAUUAUUAAGUUAUAUCAAGUCACUAUAUACGGUCAUACUAUUGUACCUAUAUUAUAGCGAGGUACCUACUCAUUAAGUGAUUUUUUUUUUUUUUUUCAAUUGUACAGCUAUACAAAAGGCAACACUGGUGAAAGGGAAUUUUAUUCACCUAUACACUAAUAAUAAUAAUAAUAAUAUUAAUAAUAAAUUACCGUCUCUUGAUUACUAUUGUUGAUGGGUAGAACCAUUUCUAAAUGUAUCAUUUACGUUAGGUAUAUGCACUGUACUAUAUUAUGGUAACGGAUACAGUAAUAAUAAUUUGAUUUUCCGACUAGGAUUCGAAGUGUUAUGUAGGUUAGUGUACAUGUACAUACGCUGAUUUCAGGUAUCUGUACUUAUAUUAUAAUAAAAUUCAUUAUUCAGUGUCUCGGUACGAUUUCGUUUAAGGUAUACAUGCAGAAAUAUUUAAACUUACGAAUAUUCAAAGAUCACAUAUAGGCAUAUAAGAUAAAAAAAAAAAAAACACAUAUUAAUAAUAAUCUGCAGUUAAUUUAUAAAGACAAAUACAGAAUCCGAUUUUACUAAUUAAAAAAAAAAAACACCCCGGAAGAAAAUACACGUAUUAAUUUCCGUUUUAACGGAAAUAAACACAAUUGUAUAACUCUUAAUUCGGUAUCAUACAGUGAAUUGAUGUAUUCAAUAUUGUACAAUUAACGUUAUAAUUAUUGUACAACUAUAGAUGUUUUUUGUUUUUUUAUAUAUAUAUAUAUAAAGGGAAAUUACAGACCAAAUAAUAAUAACCGGAGCAAACAUCUGCGUAUAAAACCAGAAUCUUCAAAAAUAAUUAAAUUUAAAUUAUAUAAAAAAAAGUUUUUUUUUUUUUCGUUAGUGGUAUUGUUAAAUGAUGUAGUGGCGCAAAAUCGGUUUUAUGCACGGUAGAAACCGUUUAUAAUGGCAUUCAAAUUUCAAUGGACUAGUUAAAAUCAGUCAUAAUAACCGAUUGCCAAAAUGAUAAAAUAAUAUUUAAAAAUUUUGUUAUGUAUACUAAUUUAUAUGAACAUAAUACUGUAUUACGAUGAUUGUAUCAUAUUUUUAUCAUUAAAUGGUGAAUUCAAUACAUACGGCAAAAAAAAAAAUAAAUUGUUCAAAUAUUUUAAAAUUGAAUACAGUUUAAUAUUGCUAUUAUGGCUAACAGAUUUUUCCAAUAUAACCAAAAAUAACCGUCAUAAUAUCCGUAUAAUCAUAAAAUGUUGGAUUUUUGCCGGCACCUUCAAUCUAAGAUCAUUACACCCUACAUGUCACUACAACCGGUGUCGUUAUAAACGAUAUCUACUGUAUUUAUUUGUUUACACCCAUUGUGUAAUAAUAUAUUUACCUUUAGGUAGGUAGGUAUUCACCUACUUACUGUACACCGUAUAGAUUUAACUAACAUAGAACGAUAUUUUUUCCACCCGAAUUAAUUUUAUAAAAAGGCACGUUAUGAUAUUACACAGGUCUAUUUGACAUUUUUUCAUAAAACUAAAUAAUGUAAAAAUGUCAAAUAGUCCAGUUACACCAGUUGUAUAUAGGUAAAAAAGGUGAAAAUUGAAUUCAAACAAAUAUUUAUUGCUUCUAAGCUCGUCUAUAGUUAUUAUUUUGUUUUUCACGGGGUACUUAUACAGCGACUUUAAUUUAAAAUUAAACUACGAUAGUGAAGUGCAUGAUACACAACCAUCAACCCUUAAAAUCGUUCUAAAUCACACAAAAUCAGCAUUUAUAGCUUAACUACCUAUAUUUUUUAAUGAUUGUUCAUUUAUACAAUUUAAUUCUUUGUGAUAACUGAUGAGGGAUAGGAAUAUUUAAGACAUGACCACUAGGUAAGUAUAGGUUGAUGUAUAUACAUCAAAAAAUUUCCAGAAUCUCCAGUGUGUGCCACUAGAUUGCUAUAACUUGAAUAGCCAACGAAAUUAAUUUGGUGAAAAAAAAUUUAAAAAAUACGCAAAUAAUAAGGUGUGAACAUGGUUUGAUUCUGUGCCAAUAGGUUUACGUACAGGAAAUGUCUCUACUAAGUCAUCGUUAUAAUACAACAAUUGAUGCAUUUAAAAUGUUCCCGAUUUUUCGUAAUGAAGAGUAUACAAAUAAUUAACCUUAUUUAAAGUACUUAUAAUAUAUUGUUCGAUGUUAUUUUCUAAAAAUAUUUAUAUGUUUUUUUGUCUUCUUCUGACAAUAUAAUAUAGGUUAAAGUUCAUUAUGAUCGAGAUCGUAAAUUAUAUUGGAUUAAUAUAAAAACUAUACUGUUUCACGCAGAAAAAAAAAUGUCCGCAUUAUGCAUUAUUCGCAAUUAAUUACAUUAACGUACUAUCUAUACUUAACACAAUGAUCGUUUUGACUUAAUCGAGCGUUUAAAUCAUUAUUACGUGUUUUAUUAAAAAAAAAAAAAUAAUAAUAAUAAAAAAACGUUUUAGAUUCCGAUUAAAGAGAAGAGAAUGUAUUGAUUUUACUACGGUGGUUUUUUUUUCAUUUCUAUAAACAACUUUUCUACCGGACAUCUUACUCCAAUCAAACACUUUAUGGAAACUUUUUUGAUCUAGUUAAUGUAAUCAAGAGGUUAAUAUUUUAUUUUUCUUGUAAUUUUUUUAAGAAAUGUGAAAAAAUUCUAAUUUUUUGUUGAUUUCCGAGGCACCUUGGCAACACAGCAGACGAAUUUUGAAAAGAUAGAAUACAUAGAAGUAUUUAAACUAUAUAUCUGUAAACAACGAUUUAAGUUCAAAAAAAAAAUAUCUAUUCGAAAUACUAACUUAAAUGUUCUAAUAUAAACGGAAAGAAAGGAAUAUCGGGACGACAAAAGAAACUAAAAAAUGUAUUUUUUUUUUUUUUUAAUUCUUAUUCAUAGUCGACAAUAAAUAAUAAGCGCACAUUGAUUCACUAAAUAAGUGCCAAUAAUCAUUUUACACUCUAAAACGAUAAAAGAUAACGAUAAAAGUACCUACCUGCCUGUACCUAAAGAAAAAAAUGUACCUAUAAAGACAUAUAAUAUUAUUAUUACAUGGUUAAAAUAACAUUGCCAGUUAAGUAAAAAAAAAAAUGAAUACUGGUUAGUCCGUUCAGAAUUCUAGAACAUUUUUUAUACUUUGAAUAACAUGCAGAAUCGAAUUUGUUUUUCGAGUCGUACACUUCGGUGCGAUACCCGUAUUAUUUUUUUAUACACUUCUAUAUUAUAUACCAAGUUAUUUAUAAGGUUUCGUACCUAUAUCUCGUUCGCGAGAAAAAGAAAUUAUGAAAAAUAUUAUAUACUUACCGGAUAUUAAAUUUCUAUUUUUCCAUUUGUGUUAUACCUAUUCAAAAAACAAAAAAUUGUUUACUUCUCUAUCUGACACGAUUUAUUUCGUACGAAAUCUAGUGCCAUUCUCAAGCAAGCGAUUUAUCUAUGAUUUUCAUAGAAUAAAAAAGUUAUUUUAGAUUAAUAAAAUAUCAAAUAUAAAUAUAAAGUAAAAAAAUAAAAUAAAAAUAUGUAUUACAGAAUAUAUCACGCGAAGAUCUGACACAUAAAAUGAUAUUUUAAAGUUUUUUUUCUCGUAGGUAAUAAUUUUUAGAACCUUGCACUAUAAUGAUUCCUCCAUUUCAUAAAUUUAUAUAUAUUUUUUUUUUGAAACAAUAUUUUGUUGUUCCAAAUAUUUACUAAUGGUAAAUCGUUAAAUUUUUAAAAACAAUUACAAUUUUAAUAAAUCAUAAUAAUCACGAAAUUAUUUUUUCAAAAGAAAUUGACUAAUCCCUCGAUAUUAUUUAGUUUAGUGGCAAAGAAAUUAAUUUGAAUUACCCCGAAAUUCGAAAAAUUGUGUGGAAAACUAACGAAAAAUAAAAUAAAUAUAAAAUAUUCUAAAAAAAAAUGAUGGUAAACCUUUAAAAGCCCAAAUUUUGUUUGAAAAUAUGUAUUUAUAAAAAAAGCUGUUUUGAAUUGGUAAAUACGUUUUAAAAACGACGUCCUAAGAUAAUGGAGACGGGUGCAGCCACUGUUAUAGGUAAUUUAAUGUAUAUCAGUGGGCAACGAUAAACCAUUGCUAAAAAAAAAACGAUUCCGAGCGCAGUUCAGUGAAUAGUGAUGCUUUGUCAACAAUAUGUAAAUACAUGUCAUAUAAUAGUAAAAUAAUUAAAUAGGCAUUUUAUAUUUUCUAUAAUAAUAUUUAAUAUUUAAUAUUGUAUUCUCCGUUAGAAAAGUUCGCACAACAAAUCGAGGAGUGUUUUUAUAUUGAAAUAGUCCAAGCGAGUGAUUGCUGGGUACACUUAAAAUGCAUUUGUUUUUUCCCUGUUUAGGUAAAAGAGAAAAAAUUAGUGCAAACAUCUUUUUUUCGAAACACCGGUUUUAACUCGCAACCUUAAGCAUGACAAUUGGUAUGUUUAACCGUUCGGCUAUGACAAACAUAUUAAAGAGUGCACAAUAUAGAAUUAUUUAACAAAAUAUAUAAUAGCAACAUUAUAUCAGAACUUCAAAAAAACUAUAAUUUCGAAACUUAUUCAGUCCGCUCAAUACUGACUUCAACCUCGUUCUGAAAUCGGCAAUUGAAAAAUUAGAUUUGUUCCACAUAAUUUUUUACUCGAUAUUUUUGCGAUAUUUUCGGUUGAUAUUUAAAUUCCUAUUUAAAAUACUAAUACGCACAUUUUAUCUCGGUCUUUUGCAAAAUUAAACGUUAAAUAUUUCCUUGUUUCGAAAAUCCAACUGGAAUUUUAACUGUACAGUUUGUAUUAUUCUAUUAUGUAUCGUAUUUAUAGUGCGUAUAGUCAGUCGUUAUAGAUUGUGUACAAAUUAUUCCGAACAUAAUGUUAUUCCCACUACAUGCACAGUAAAGGACGCAAGUACUCGGAUGGUUAUUAAGUUUUUUUUUUUUUUUUGUAUACUGUCGCUUUACCACAAAAUAAUAAGAAGAAGUACCCAUGUACUGUAAAAUGGUGACGAAUAGUGUGACAAAAAUUAUAAUUAUUAUAAAAUAAACGUCAUAAUAAUAUAGGUAGACGCGCGUGUAAGUAUACAGUUAUAAAAAUAAAACCGUCACCGAGUGGUCCGUUAUUGUGGUUAAAUGCAAUGCUACUUCUUAGUGUAUACCUACGUUCUUAAUGAAAACGCGUUACCUGUACAUUAUUUUUUUUUCGCCCUGAAUAAUACUAUUUUCACCAGUAAUUUCUUUUUUUGGGUGUAUUCACACCCAGUAGUACAACAAGGAUUUUUUUUUGAAAGGGGGAGGGGUUAUGAAAUUCAAACAAAUUUCUGGACACGAUAUCGAGAUAAUAAAUUACUAAAUACAGAUGAAAAGCACAACGUACGCAUAUUAAAAAUUACAAAAAAACGUAUGAAACUGUAAGAGAAAAUACAAAUUACACAAUAAGUAUAAUUCAUAAAAAGAAAAAUCUAAAAUAUCGUGACGGUAGGGGUGUUAUAAUCUCCAAGCCACCCUUGGUCGAGCCACUCUUCACGCCUUUAUGCAUUGGAUUUCGACCUAAAUAAUAUUUUAGUCGGCUAAAGGUUGUAUCAUCAUAAACACGUGCAAAAUAUUGCGUGAAAACGAUACAAUACCGUGAUACAAUAAUCUGACGUUGACGAGUAGGUACCUAAGUGUAGUAAGUGUAUUAUACACGAGCGUACGAGACGAUUUUAAAGUUGAAUUUUUAUUGAUUCGACUGGUGGGUCAUAUUAUUUCAUAGUAUCUCGAAAUAAAAUACAAAUAUACCUAUAACCUCCAUUGGACAAGAGAAAUACGUGACACAAUUUUUGAAUACCGUUUUACCGGUAAAAAUAUAAUUGUACGUCAUAAAUCGGAUUUUGAUAUUUUGUUUUGUUUUGUUUUUGUUUUUAGUUAGAUACAGGAAUGUUACUACUGCAACAUCGUGUAGAAUGCUUAGAAAGACCAUAGGAUGCCUACUAGUCGGACUAUUCAUUUCGAUAUGGUUGGGGUGUGUCGGAAGCCAAGGUAAGAAGAAACAUAUAAUUAUAUACCUAUCCAUCUAAUACAAUAAUAUUAUGUUGUUAUUCGUUAAGUACGACCUAUAAAAAAAAUAAUAAAAAUAUCAAUUCUAUAAAAAACAAAAAAACGUAUCAGUUAAUUCAAUCUGCGAUGUAAGUUUCGAUUAAAAAUUUGACCGAACGGUCGUAAAAUCAUAUUUUUAUGUGACAUUUUAACAUUUUUAUACGAUCGACAUUAACCGGAAAUUAAGAUACUUGUCAAACGACGGUUGCUUAAAAUACAUCUAUUAUAAGGUCUAAUGAUUACAUUUUUUGAGUAUUAUAAACAAUAAUAAUACCUAUUUAUUUUAAUGAAAGGAAGCGUAAGGGUCUGAGAGAAGCGUGUGAUGUAUUGUAGGUUUUACUUGGAUGUGUUUUUGUAUAUGUAAACAAUUUUUCUAUAAGAAAUCUUGCUCCAAUCAAAACUAUUGUAGGAACUUUUUUGAAGCAUUUUUGGCCCAAGUAGGUGCUUAGAAGAAAUGGUUUAUCUAGCAAUUUUUCGUACAAGUUUUGUUGAUUUCUCGGUUUCCGGAACAAGGGAAAAACGACUGAUAAUACUUUUUAAAACGUGAUUUGUGUUUAUUUGACUGUCUAUGCACGAUCCAAUCUACCGUACGCGUUACAGAGUCUGCACAUUUGCAUAAAGAAACGGUAAAUGUAUCCGUUUCGUAUUUCCGAAAUUCAACCCCUAAAGGGUGGCUGACGCGAGGUUUUUGGUAUUUCCGGAACGAAAAUCGAAUUAUUUUUGUUGAUUGUUUAUGGGUAACUAAGGGAACAUGAAUGAAAUAAAAAAUAAAUAUUUAUCAUUAGUUAAUUUGGUUGUAACGACCGGCAAGGAGGUAUUACCCUCUUUACGACGGUUAACUGUACAAUAGGGGCGUGGGUGAAAACAGUGAAACGCGUUAAACUGAUCGCCUUUUAUUGAUUUCAGUUUUUCAAAGGAUUUUUAACAAUUCUGUUUUUGAAUGGUCAAAAAAAAAGGGGGGGGGGAAUUAACGAGCAACGUCGAGCGGGACAGCUGUAUAGUAGUAUUAUUAAUAUGUGGAUAAGUACCUACAAAAAAAAAAAAAUAUAAAAACAAAUAAUUUAAACUAAAAAUGCUUAUAAAAAACUUCUACAUUACACACAACUUGUUAUUUUGUUAACACCAAUUACUUAUGAUGAACCUAGCGUGAAAUUGCAAAACAUUUCAUCCACAUGAAAUCAAAAAAAAACUAAUAAAAUUUCCAGAAACGUACACAGUAAAUUUCAAUUUUAAUAAAAUCCGCGUACCUAUCAUAGUAAAAUCAAUAAAUUUUCCUCGUUACGCUUGGUGUCUAAAAUUUAGCAUUUAAUGUUUGAAUAAUACUAAAAACAAAAAAAUAUUUUUUAUCAUCCUGUUGUCGUAUACAUGCGGUUUACCGAACGAAUAAAAAAUUUUAUACAAAAUGAAUAAUAAUUGUACAAUAUUAUUUUAUUAUAUACAGUGCAUCAAUACAAACUUGUGGUCUAUAUUAUACCUAUACACCAUUAUGUAAGAUUGAGAUGUCGGAUGUUUGGCACCCAUCUCGUUUUGCUCAGUUCUUCUAUAUAGGUUCGGUAUUCUUAUGGUGAUGAUUAUAAUACAGUGUAUUAGCGUUGAUGCAUGUUAUUAAUUUUAAUUCGAAUGUCGAAAACGAUUCGAGUGUAUGUAGAAUUAAAACCGCAACACGUGUUUAAAAAAUCCUAACUGUCCGUCUUAACGUUGUUUUUUUUUCUUCAAAUUGCAUAGUUGAAAUUUAAAAAAAAAAACUAUCGUUUUAAAAUACUGGCCGUGUACGAUUAUCAUGUACUCUAUCUAAUGCUUAUAGGUUUAUAUGUAUAUUCUGAAAAAAAAAAACAGUAAUUAAAGCAAAAACAAAAAGGCUGAAUGCUAAUGGAUGUGCUGUUGUUCUAGGAAGGAAAUUUGGAAAUUAUAAAAAUAAAAAUAAAAUAAAUGUAUAUGUGUCCUUCCUUGUCCUCAACUUUCCACCAAUAACAUUGGCACACCGACCAGCAGUCAGCUAUUAUUUUUCUUCUUGUUGCCAAGGUAACCGUGAAAUCAACAAAAAUUACACGAACGAUUUCUAUAGUUUUGUCCAUUUACUAAGAAAACUAUGAAGUAAAUCAAAAAAUAACCUCCUCUAUGCACCGUUUAAAUAAAAAAACCUAUAAGAAAGUUUUACAUAAAGUUUAUGAUUGAAGCGAGAUUUCUGGUAAAUAUAAAAGUUGUUUACGGACACAAAAAAAAAAAAAAAAUCCAUAUUAUAGUAAAUUCUAAUACAUUUCUCGUUUUGCUUAGAAUCUAAUAAAUAGAGUGGGUACGUCGUACUCAGAGAGUAGACACAAUAAUAUUCGAACAGUGGACGACAAUAAAACCACAAAAAAACGAAGUUUCUAAAAUUCUUAUUGUUAAUGUAUAGUAAAAAAGUAGUUUUAUUAGCUGCCGCAAUUACCUGUCACAAAUAUUAAUUGUUUUAGGCGGGACAAACACGAUUAAAAAAAAAAUUGCGAUAUAUUAUCCAUAAACGGGUGCUCGAAAAAAAUUUUUAAAAAAAAACUAUGUCAAAAUAGUGGCGUAACGCUAUAGGAGUGAGACCAAAUUAUAAUAAUAUCAAUAUCUUUUUAAUGUUAUACUUACGUCUUAAAUAGGUGGGUUAUAAUAAUAGACGUGUUGGUUCGUCCGAAUUAACGAUAAUAUCCAUAUAGACACAAUGCAUAAUAGUUGUUAAUUUAUACAUAGUAAACCUAAGUAUUGGCUUUCCCUAUGACUGAACAUUUCUAUACACAAUAGAUCACCGACUCGAAUCAGUCACGGAACGAAGAACAGAGAUGAAAAAAAAAAAAACCUCUGGAAAAAAAAAAAAGUCACAAUUAAGUACCGUAUACCUAGACGUAUAGUAGGACCCAACGGUCAUUUUACUUAUUUAAUAAUGACAAAGAAAAAAAAAAAAUGAAAAUGAAAAUACAAAAUUAUAUUUACGCCGAAAAAAUAAUUUUCACAAAUACGUACAGUAGAAACCGUUUGUAAUGACAUUCAAGUAACUAGUUAAAAACAAUCAUAACAGAUUGUCAUUAUAACCGAAAUGACAAAAUAAUAUUUAAAAACUUUAUUUUGUGUGCAUGUGUAUUUUAUAUGAACAUAAUAAUAUUGUAUUACAAUCAAUGUGUCGUAUUGUUAUCAUUAAACCGUGCAGACUCCAAUACAUACAAAAAAAUAAAUAAAUUGUUUUAUUAUUUUAAAAUUAAAUUUUUAGUGAAUUAAAAAAAAAAAUAAAUCUUUUUUCUUAGCUUGUACUUUGUUUAAAAAAUCACGCAGUACUUUCAUGUAGCAAUAUCGGUCGUUAUAUUAUUAUACUUUCGAUAAUACGGUCAGGCACGUAUACAAAAACAAAAAUUCGGGCGGGGUACAUAAAAAAUUUACAAUAAUACCAAUGUUAUCGAUAUUUUAUAAAAAAAAUAUCAAAUUACUAUAAAUAAAUUACACAACUGUUAAUAUUCUAGAAGGGGGUUGAACCUCCCCUGUAUGCGUGCCUGAUUACGGUCAUUAUAGAUAACAGAUCGUUCCAAUAUAAUCAAAAAUAAACAUCAUAACAUCCGUACAAUUGUAUUAAUAAGUAAUAAGUAAAAUAUUAUUAGAGUUUUGGGAUCUUCGAAUUGAGAUCAUAACACCCGAUUCGUCACUACAUCCGAUGUCAUUAUAAUCGGUAUCUACUGUGUUAUAAAUUACAUUUUUUUUUCCUGUAAUUCUAUUAAUAACUUUCUACACCGAUUUGCAGUAUAAUAACUGCGUACAUCGCGUUCGAUUUUAUACGAAAUAUUAUUUUCCAACAAUUAAUUUAAUUUCACUGGAUUUCAAUUAAGACGGGCGAAUGCGAUUCGUUUUUUUCAUACGUUUAAACCUAUGAGUUGGAGUAAAAUAAACACACUUCCAGUAUAGUUCAAUUACUGUUCUAAAAAGUGUUAUGAUUCGAUGUAUAGUUUUUUUCUGUCUUGUAGGAAAAAUAUUUUCAUUUUUUUUUUUUUUUUUUUUUUUUGUGACACUUUUAAGUACGAGAUUAUUUUAAGAACAUCGAACAAUAUGUAUGCUUUCUAAAACACAGACAAGGAAUCUAAGUAUCCAAUAUUAAAAUUGGACCGGUGAUAGUGAAUGAAUUGAACUCCAACUUAUUAGGUCUAAACCGGUAUAUGCGUCUGUAAAAAAUGGCUGUACCCCCUUAAAUGGGUAUCGGGCAAUUGAUUAGUGAAAAUUAUCAAGAUGGCCAUUUAAUGGUAAAAAAUAAUUAUCAAAUUUUUAUACAUUUGUAGAAAAUUUAGAAGCCACUCAAACGAAAAUAUGACUAAUUUGUUUUUAAGAAUUUUUUUUUAUUUUUACGUGAAAUUACGAAAAAAUAUGCCUAUAAAUACGCAUUGUUAAACGGUAAAGAAUUUUAAAGAAGGAUAAUUAUUUUUGCGAUUACACGGUUAACCGUGUAAUAAUAUAAUUGUAUUAUAUUUUGAUGUUGAUAACUUAAAAUUAUUAUUUUAUAAAUUUAUAUUACGCACAAUCGUUGAGACUAUCGAUUUAAAAAAAAACAUUCUUAUUUGAUUAUUAUAAUUACUUAAAAAAAAAACCAUUCUUAUUUGAUUAUUUUAAUUACUUACAAAAAAAAAAAAAACCUUCCCAUAGUUUACUGAAACCAAUAAAUCUUCGGUUUGCGUACAAUCUAAAAACAAAUUUAAAAUAUUUCAAAACAUUUUUUUUCCCUUUUAAUAUUCCCGCACAACGAGUUCAUAUAACGUCAGUAUAUUUCGUUAUUUAAAAUAUAUUCAGAUACGGUUUGCUGUUAAUGAUUUUACGCGAUGCACGCAUUUCUAUGUUGUGUUGCUAAAUUGAUGAGGAUAAAAAAAAAUUCUCUAAUUAACUAAAUAUAUGUUGUGGCUGUAACGGAAUUUCGGAAUACACCUAUAUUUUUAAGUAAAUUUCAAUGUCAAUUUUUUUUUUUUUAAAAAUCUAAAUAAUACAUUAUAGAGUAAAAUAAAAAAAAAAACACUAAUUAAAAUCUAAAUAAUUGUGAAGUGAGUUCCCCAUUUAAAAAUUGUAGAAAAUGUAUACUACUUUCUUAUAAUAGUUUAUAUAUAUUCUGUGUUAUGAAAUUAUCGAAAUUACUGGUUCCACAUUUCUGUCAAUUUUAUUUAAACGAUCGUAAUCCCCCUCUACCUAUGGCUAAUAAUUUUUACUCUGAGUGUAUAGCGAAAAAGCUACUUUAGUUUUGCCAGGACGUGGUUUUUUUUUGCUCGAAAAAAACUUAGUAAAAUUGCCUAAAAUUGAUCGCAUUGCAUCUAUGCGAAUGAUUUCCGUUACUUUUUUACAAUAUAAACAAUUUUGAAUACAAGAUGAUUACAAAUAGUUUUGUUUUUUUUUUUAAAAUGUUCGUUGAAUUCUGAGUUCCCUGGAUUCUUGAAUCCAACGAUUUAAAACAAAAUAAACUGGACUAAAUAUAAUGCCAGUUAGGUAUCUUAAAAAUUCACCGUGUACCGUUCAAAACCGUUUUUUGUUUACAACGAUGUAUCGUUUCGUGUUCAAACUAAAUAAUCACCUUAUAGACCUAUAAUCAUACCAAUAUUCCAAUCUUUUCUGCGCUUAAAACACAACAGCCUCAAGUGGCCUAAUAUUACUCGUGGUGUGAAAUACCUAAUAUACCUCUGGAUUUUUGAAAUUUGUUUUUUAAUUGAAUUAGAACGAAAAAUACGUAGGUACAGUAAGUACUUAUAAUGUUAUUAUUUAUUUAUUGCGUAUAAUUGUUUUACGUUCUCAUGACGAAAGUCCCAAUUAUUUGACGGACCAUAUCCGCGUUUUCCGCGCGGUCCGUUUGACCGUUCUCGAUGCGAAUUUGCUUCGGUUUUAUACACGACUGUGGCGGUAGCGUGCCCUUUGGCAAUAAUACAAUUUAUUUUCUGGUCAAAUUAAAAUAUAUACCCGUCUAAUUAUAAAUAUCGUAGACACGGUAUAUUUUUUUAAAACAUUUUUUUUUUUUUUUAUAAUAUAUUUUAUAUUAUUAUAAGGAAACCCAGUGUUAACUGCGAACGCGGUUACGUCUGACACCCUAUCGUGGACAAAAAAUAAAAAAAAAAACCGCCGAUAAUUAUAUACACAUAACGCGUAAUAGUCGUUCCGAGUCAAUGUGGUCACUGGUAGGAGGUUCCCGAGAUAAAUAACCGAUUCCCAGCGGGCCUAUCUCGCACCUGUGUGUGCCUUAUGAAUAUAAUAAUAAUGGUAUAACUGUACACAAAAUCAGCAGAGAUGGUAAUGAAGCAUCUGUACAGUCACGAAUCCGUUCUUUUGUCAGUAGUCCGAGGCGGCAACGGAGCACGCAUUACUAAUUUUUUUAUAAUUAUAUAUUAUGUCCCCCCCUUCUCAUAUACCUUUACAUACAUACACGCGAAGCGAUCAUAUUAUUAUUAUUGUUGUAUACACAUGCACACGAAAAAAGAAAAAAAAACGGGUCAUGUAUAUUAUUCGUGUCCGACAUUAUUCGGGGAUCAGUGUGUAUUAUAGAUACGCACACACCUACCUAGGUACCGAUAAAUCGCACGCAGACGCGGGAUUAAAGAAAGUGUAUUGAGAUUAUAUUAUUCGAGUAUAGGUACUGACCCGUACCUAGUGCAAUAUUGUAUAUUGUAAUAAUUAUUUUGUAGAUUUCGACUACCUAUAGGUACGUAUGACGACACGGCUGCUGAUGUCGUGUAUUGGGUACUUGCAAUUUACUGGUGUGAACGGACGAGGAGAGUGAGGGGUUAUGUGCCUCUUGAGCCGUGGCUUAAAAAUAUAACACCUCUGAGCAUUUAUUCGGAAAUUUAAUCUGAACAUUUUUUGUCACGACCAAGUUAAUAGGGAAAGUUCGGUUAAUUGAAUAAGUGUCGGAUUAGGUAUAAAACAAUAUUUUACACAGUUUACUCGUGAUUUCGCUAUUUACCGCCUAUAUCCCCUCCCUUUGAAAAUUCCUGGAUUCGCUGUAUCUCCCAGUUUUCACCCUUGUCCUUGUAAAUAAUUAUAAAAAUACAACAAAACCAUUUAGUUAAUAUGAAUAGGUACUACCUUGUCUAUGACAAGUUGACAAUCAAAUUAAAAUAAUAAUAAUCGUUUUUAUCAUCUGUGUCGCCGAGGUAAACCGUACAAAUGGUUUUUUUUUUCAUUCCGAAAAUACCAUAAAACCUUUGUCAGUCGCCAUUCCGGGGUUACAUUUCGAGAUAAAGAAGACGGGGAUCUCCCUCCUGUUUCGACUGUUAACUGUGCAAAGUUUCAUCGAGAUCGGAAUAAAACUGUAGAUAUGUAUAGCGGACAGACGUGCAUAUAAACAGAAUUUCAUUUGAACAUAUAACAUUAUUAGGUGUCGUUUGGAAUAUAUAGGUUUGAAUUCGGUGAUAACAUUGACCGUGAAUAUAUUUGUACAUCUAUAUAAUAUGAAGUGUAUAAGGUAAAUGAUAAUAUUAUAUAUUAUUAUUGUUGUACUUACAAUCAACGAUCAAAAUAAUAACAAUAUUCAGAGAUAACCGGUGAACUUACAUCGUGAUGAUGGCGGAAAAUUCGGAUUUGCCAAAGUUCGAAAAUCUGAACAUUUUGUUUGAAAUCCGGAUUUUGGAUUUUAAAACUUUGAUUUCGAUUUAUUUUAUACGUUUAUCAUAAAUCAAAUAUAUAAUUGUAGAAUUUUUCCCAAAAAAAUUAUUUCACUGCGGUGUCUGUUAAGUUAUAACAUAUUUUUUUCUAAUCAUUUUUAGAUACUUUCAGCGACUCACCUAGACCAAAUUAACUGAAGCUAGGCAAUUAUAGUGGUAUUAUAGACAGAUUGAAGUGAUCAAAUUUUGAUUGGAUUUCAAUAUGAAUUUCACCGUGUUAUUGCGGGAGGAGGAUGUUUUUAAAUUGUGUACGCCUAUACAGACCCCCUCAAAUAAAGUCAAGAUGUUAAAAUGUUGUAUAUGCAUGAUAUAAGUAUCAAGGACGUUCUUUUCGGUGGUUUCUCCACCCUCCGACUAUUUUUAUGUUCAAAUUUCAAGUCUUCACAGGAUAUACCAGAUUUUAAAUAAGUACCUUUACAGACUAAAAUGUAAUAAAAAUCUGACAACCAUAACUAUUUAAGAUAGAUUAAGAAAAAAAAAAUAUCUUUAUUGUUACGGUGACAAGUUGGCUGGGAGAAAAUACAACUCGAGUAACAAAUGACAGAGUUUUGCAGCUAAUGGGUGUUUUAAAGUAUUAUAAUAUACAAUUCAAAAAAUCCUAACGACAUUGUUAGAAAUGUAUCUAAUAAAAAGACUGACAUAUUUCACACGAUGGGUACGAUGGGCCACUGUUGUAGUGAAGUUAAGAAGGUAGGAUAUAGAGGUGAAUUUAAUGUAUAUCUGUAUGCAACGAUUGAUCUUUGCUAAUGAAAAGCGAUUCUGAGCAUACAGUUAUACAUGUUUUUAAAAACCGUAAUAUUACGAUUUGAAAAUAAUACGUCUCGUAAACCAAUACAUUCCUCGCUCUACUCAGAAUCUAAAAUAAUAAUAAAAAUAAAAAUAAACCAUAAUUAUUUUAUAAAAUUAAUAAAAUCCGGAUUAUUUUUGCAAUAUUAUUUAGUUUUUAUUGUAAUAAAACGUUUAUACAUUUUUAUUCUUCAGUCUAAGUUUGGUUUACGUUCUCCGGCCCGACAGAUAAAUCAAUUUUAAUUAGAUAAGUAUUCUCGUUGUACCUACGCGUUUUGAAUAUAACAUAAUACGCGGACUUAAGUAAUUUAUCCGACAACAAGUUUCGAGUUACCCAAUAGGUUUUUAUAGCAAUACAAUUAUGUAUAUCAUUCUGUAUAUCACCUGUGUAUAUAAUAAAUAGAUUUAAAUCGCUCAUUUCCACUUGGUAGGUAGUAAUUGGCUCUUGCAGGUUUAUGUGAUCAUUUUGUUUGGACAAACAUUGAAUAUUUAAUAAACCGCAGAGCAUAUUAUAUUACUCAACCGAGAUUAUAUCUCCGUGUAAUCGAGAGUUAUUUUUCAAACCAGAUCGUAUAAUGUUAUUUAAAAUCAUUGUUUUAUCCGGUAAACACCGCACUUUAGUAGGACAAUUCCACUAGACCGUGGCUCGUGGCGUCAAGUUCCACGAGUAAAUGGACAUGACUGUAUGUGGUAACAAUAUAUUAUAUUAACAAAACUAUUGUAAUUCUGUAAAUUUGAUUCCAUACAUCAUAUGACUAUUUGAAAAAAAAAACACGUUUUUAUCGUUUAAUUAACGGUAAUUUUUAAAUUUUCAUUUGCGACGACGACGGCCGUCUUUGGUAUUCAAUUAAUUACGAUAUUAUACAAUACGAACUCAUUAAAAUUCUAGUUUUCUAUCAGUGUUGUUUCGCUAUUAAAAUUGAUGAUUUAUCAACGUGUUGAAUGAAUUUUCGUGAAUUUUUAAACGUUUAAUAGAACAUUAACCAUUGCGCGAUCGUGGUAUAUGCGUAUUCGUUUUGGUGUGACAGCUGACUCAUCGUUGUACAAUUAUUUCGAAAUAUUAGAAUAUACACAUUGUAAAACAGCUGGGUCGCGAUUAAAGGAAACGUCAAGGCUAGCAUUAAAAAACGAUUAAAGACUUAAAGUUCCUUUUGGAUUUGGAUACGGUACCUGCACGGAAUAUCCAAAAGUCCUAAAUUCCGGAAAAUAAAAAACUUCGCCCGUUUUGUUCAGUGCCGUUACUGUCGAUUGAUCCAGUAGUCCCGAUCUAUACGAACGUACCGAGAAAAGUUCGUCAUAACAAAAAAAUCUAAUUAUUUCUUUUUUUUUUAUCCUAAAGGGCUUUGGGACAUUAAUUUUAUUUAGUGUUAAAUAAUAGUGGUCUUGUAAUAAUUGUAAGUUUCUCCAGCUGUAGACGCGUUAGUUGUUUGUUAGGUCGGACAUCCUUUUUAAGGACUUCGUCGCGAAUUAAAUCGGUUUUUUCGUUGGGUUGCCUAAUCUGGCAGGUACCUAUAUAAUAUAUGACAUAUUACUUCGUCUUUCUUCAUUUCUACACAUUUUCAGCCAGUACGAUGCUGUCAAAUCUUUAUUAAGAAAGUUAUUUGAGAUUAUCAGUUGUAUAUAAUAGUGAGCGUGAUCUGAUUAGUAGAUUCGUAAUUUGUGGGUUUGAACUAAACGUAUCGGAAACAUUUUCGUCAUCUGUGCGGUAAGAAGAAGAGAAAAGCGGUUUUGAUUUUUUCCUAUUCAUUGGAUUCGUUGCGAUAGAGUAUAAUAUCUGUGUAUAUACAUAUAGAAGUCAAGUUCCGUUUACUUUUAUCGGACGUGGAUUUCACAAUUUUAUACUAUUGACGAUUUCGAUUGGAAAAACAGUUUUAGUUGAUUGAGCAAUAAACAGGUACGUUAAAUAUAUAGACAUGCGUCGACGAACAUAUUUGUUAAACGCGUAUAAGUUCCUGCAUUCCGCUUAUCGGUGACAGUAUACUUAUAUAAAGACGAGCGCGGUUUCAUGAUCAAUUAAUGACGCACGGUUGAAACGUAACUUUGUUUAGACGAAAUUCCCGAAAAUAUAUUAUAAUGUUAUGUUUUUAAUCAUAUCGUCAGAGAAAAUAUAGAAAACUAACUUCGUGCGACGGAGAUUUCAAGACUGUUAAAAUUGGAAAUACUUUUAAAAUGUUUGUAUUUUUAAAGAAUGUUCACAGUUUAACAAUCUAAAAUGUAAAACAAACUUCCACGGCACGAUUUAUCAGCAUACUAUUAUUAUCACGUGAUUCUUAUUUUGGUGCGUUUUAAUUUUGUAUACAUUAUUUUAAACAAGCGUUUUUAUAGGCGACGAAAACUCAAUUCGGACGUCAGCAUUAUUGAAACAAAUGGUCGACACUUCAAAAAUAGACAUUUUGAUUAGAUUUGGUGUGCGGUAAAGUCGGAAUAGUAAGACUAUAUGUAACUAUAGAGUAUUGUUGAAAUCGAACUGAAAAAUCAAAAUUCGUUUUAAAUUAAAAUUAAUCCGAUUACUCUGCACAGUCUAUAAUCCGGAGUCGUUAUACUUUAUGCAUUAGGUAAUCGUGAAAAGAAAAAAAAACCGUUUCAUUAUACCUACUUUUUAAGUUCUUUUUAAGUUUCCGUUUGCAGUUGUUGGGUAAUCGAAUCGCCUAUACGUGAAAAUAUAUUAUAAGACUAUAGUGAAAGGCACAGGCUAAGACUCAAUACAGAACAUAGAUUACACAAACUAUCGAUAUUUUUAAUGGAAUACAGGUGGUAUGUUAUACCACCAUUGUUUUUACAGUAAAUUUUACCGAACGUAAUUUUUCAACUAUAAUGUGUGCGCAAAUGUUCAUUACUUGUAUAAAAUAAAAUCGGUAGUAACCAGGCAUACUGUCUAUUUAAAAAAAAAUAAUAUAUUUUAAUAUCAAGUACAAAAAACGCUUUUUAAUCUUGUUCUCUUAUAUUUUGUAAAAUUUAUAUACUAUACAUAAUAAUAUACGCUAGCUAAUAUGUAUCUAUUUUGUGCCCGCCAUUUUGUUCGGGUUAAUGUUUUUCCCGUUUCGAUUCCGUUCGGGUUUGCGUAUAUAUAUGCAGACGCCCCAUUUACAGGGGGACUCUGGGACUGCAGCCCUCCAUGAAUUUGAUAAGAUAGAGCUCAGCCCCCCACGGUUCUCAUGUUAUAAACAAAAAAAAUCAAUAUUUGUUAUAUACAUCUUCGAAAUACUAAUUUUAUUUAUAAUAAAUUAAUUAAGAAAGAUAAUAUUUUUUUUUUUUGAUAUUGAUAGCAAAGAAAAAGUGUAUAAAAAACAGAUGUUUGUAAUCAAUCAGGUUCUUGGUUAAUUGGUGUCUAAUUAACGAUACGUCGGUAUAUGAACGUUAUGAUAACGGAUUGAUAUCAAUACACCUUAACGGUGCGUACACCUUUUAUCAUAUUUUGUUAUCACACUCAAACUGUUUAUUAGUAAUAUAGAAAAUAUAUGGUAAGAUUUAGGUAAAACUGUAUAUGUACUUAUAAAAUAGUGAGCCUCCCCCCCAUUACAUUUUGAAAACCUGAUGCCUCUAUAUGAGUGAGCAGUCCUUUAAAAAUAUAAUUGAGGUAAUGAUUUCUUGUUCCGUCCUGGUGCUGCUUUACUGUAUGUUUCAUUGCAAAUAUCAGCUCUUAAUACACAUCCAAUAAGUUACGAAUCGCUGUCCAUUUUCCUCGGUCUUCGUAAAUGGCAAAUCAAAUUAUUAGCGACUGGAACAUAAUCAUUUUUGUAGGAUUUUGAAACGAAAAGUGCCAUAAUAUAUAACAUACAGCCUAUACAGAUGCCUAUAAAUUUAACUGAAUAUUUGUCGAGGAUCCGCAACUAAAACGAUAGUAUCGCUAGUAACAACUAAAUCAUAUGUAUAUAAUUAUAAACAUUAAUUUUAAACUAGUCUUUUGCCUACACAAAAACCAUUAAAAUAUUUAAAAAAAAUUGUUGCGCUUAAGUAAAUAUAGACAUUAUUUUAGUUGUCAAUGCUGCUGUAGGCACGUUUCAUGUGCGAAGACAAUAUAUGUGAUAGACAUUUCGGGAGUAGACCGUGUUAUUUAGUGAACCAUUUGUCCGUGGACUAAAUAACAAAUAUGGUAUACGAGAGUUAUUACUCGUAAUCGUUGUUAUAGAAUACGCGAUAAUUAAAAUUGAUUUUUCUUCUAUGUUGGUCGUAUAAAAAGCUAAUAAGCGGAUUACAUCCGAUUUUCAGAACGUAAUUAAACUACACGCGGCCGACAUUAACGAUUUCGAUACCACACGAGGAAAAACGAAGUUCGGCUAUUACAAUAUGCGCAUACGGCCAAUAAUAUUAUAUAGUUUGACCUAAAUAGAGUUCACCGUCUUCGGGAUGUCGGGAAAUUAAUUGCGCACAGUAGGUACGGGGUAUGCGCGCUACAUGUAUAUGAUUGCAACACGGACAGCCGACGGGGACGAUACACAUUAAAUUGCAAAAAAAAAAAAUAAUAAAAAAUAAAAAUAUAUAGAAAACCGCUUAGAGGGCUUUACCCGGACGGCGCGUGGUCUCGACCGGUCACGAGCACCCGAACGCGAAACCCCGUUCGUGGACAGUAACGCUGUACACGUAAUAUUAUUAUAAUAUCGAAACACGAAAGCAGUUUUCUGGUGUUGUAACGUGACACGAGGCCUGCGGUUUCGUAUCAAAAAAUAAAAGAUAUAUAUAUAAAUUAUAAAAUAUAUCGCGUACCUAUCUCGAUAUCUGCGAUCAGUGAUCACGGGUCGUCGAACAAAACAAUGGACAGUAAUAAUAAUGUAUAAAUCGAAACUAUAACGAUUCUAAUCGAAAAGUGUAAUGUAUUGUUAACAGGACUUUUAAACUACCUUAUUAAUGCGCUAUACGUCUUUCCUUAAUACUAUUAUACCUAAUUAUUAUUAUUAUACUCGUACAAAAACCUACCAAGUCGAUCGAUAGAGUUUUUGUUUCAUAGAUAAAAUAUAUCAUAUAUACGUAUACAGACUUCUUUGGCUUCAUAUUGUUUACCUGGACAAAAAUCAAGUCCGGAUACGAUCCGGAUGUAUUUUUUUUUUUUCGGUGUACCGAUAGUUUUUGAAAAAUACUAUUUGUAUACGAUCCUUUAGGACGUAUGUUUACUAUUCAGGAAGUACAAUAAUCGAGGACGGCCGUAAUACGAGUGAAAUAGUAAAACGAAUUAACCAAGCCAACCUAGCUUUUAACAAUAAGAAAACCCUACUUACUUCAAAGAACGUUACCCUUAAAGUCAGAAAAACCUAUUGAAGACACAUACGAUAUAAUAUGGAGUGUAGCCCUAUAUGGGUAUAAGACCUAGACAAUAUCAAGAGAGGAGCAAAAAAGUUUGGAAGCUUUUGAAAUGUGGGGUUGCAUAAGGUGAUAUUGGAAAUAAGGUGGAUGGACAGAAUAACUAAUAAGGAUUACUAAAACUGAUUAUAGAAGGAAGUGUGGAAGGAAAGAAUCGCGGAGGAAGACCAAGACUAGAAUACGUACAGCAGCUAAUAAGGGACCAAGGAUACAAUUCAUAUGUACAAAUGAAAAGGAAAACGGAUAGUAGAGAAGAGUAGGAAUUAGCUGCAAACCAAUCUUCGAAUUGAAACCAUUAGAGAGAAAGGGAAAUAUACGAUCCUUUAAUAGUUUAACACAAUUUAAGUGAUUUCUGAAAGUCGGAUUUAUAAAUAUUAUUUGUGUUUUUAUUUUUCUCCAUUUCCAUUGGAAAUUAACAGAGACGGCGAUAUAUUAAAGCGGAGUUUAUUGCUACUUAAACGGGUCUAAUGACCGAACUUUGUUGUAGAAAAAAAAUGAUAAGUUCAAAAAACCUUUUUUUUUUUAAAGAAAAAAAAGAGAGAAAGAAAGAGCAAGAUAUACAGUUUUAAAAUGUCGAAACACAAGCGUUUAAAAUAUUGUUGUAAACCGAUGUUUGAAUGUCGUUUUUGAAAAUUUUCUCAAGUGACACAUAUAAAUCUCAGUUUUAUUAUGAAUUCUACACAAUGACGAUACGAGUAUGAUACUGUAUUAUUAUAGGUACGGCGGAACAAAAUUAUAAUUAAAACGAAUUAUUUUCUUCUCAAUAAAACGCGUUGUAAAGUAUGUUUUUAUUUUACGAUAUUUUAUUUGUUUGUUUGUUAUUAAAUCGAGGUUAUGCUAUAGGAAAUUAUUUUAUGAAAUACAAUAUACCACGAUAGUGUUAUAACGAUAUAGGCGGUGUACAGGUACGUUUAUUUUGAAAAUUAAAUUCCACGAAAGCAAAAACAUUCGAAAAGAUUUUAAUUUCAAAUUAUACACUGCCUAUAUUGCCCGUCGGUUUAUAAAUAUAUAUAUACAGUGAAACCUCCCUUAACGGACACCUCUAAAUAGCGGACAAAAUUUCGGCGACCGAGAGUGUCCGCUAUUCAGAGGUUUCACUGUAUAGGUUUAUAUAGGUUUAUAAACAAUGUCUCGAGGAGCUCGUAUACCGCGUCAACGGAGCCGCGCACAAUGACUGUCAAACCGUACAGCUACUCGUCAAUUUGAUUUUAGAGUAUUGUGUUCUUUGUGUAAAACAAUAUAAUUGCGACACAGGUGAGUUUGCGGACACCGGGUACGGGUACGACGUCUUCUACACGAUGUCCGUGCAGACGUCUGUGCAGUACGCGAAAUAGAAAUACGGCGAAAUAGUGGUGGCGUGUUGUCAUUAUUCAUUGUUUGUUAGUUCGGACGCGACAGUCAAAAACGAUUCCGAUGAGCGGUUUGAAUUAUUAAAAAUUACGCGUUAACACGCUUGUUUACAUUUUUUUUUUUUCAGUUUUUCAGUUUUUCAUUUUUCAAACGAUUGUCUGAAUAGUAUACAAUAAUAUUACGAGCAGUACGUUGAACUGCGAGGAAUUUACAGGCGUUAACUGACGUCUUCGAUAUUGUUCUACCGUAAUUUAAUAUAGCGUAUGUCUAUUUGAUUUUUUGAAAUACUCGUUCACUGUGUUUAUCCGUCGCGUGUAAUGCAAUUUAUUGGCGUUAAGAGAAUGUGAGAGUAUACACGUUUUAAGUGUGUGUUUUUCUCCUUUUUAUUUUUUUUUUAAGUAAAUAGCUAGGUAAUACCCAUGUACCUACUCUAAAACUGACACGUGAUGACAGUCGGAUAUAAUAUUAUAUUGCGGUCAUACCGUAUACUGUUAUUGAUUGGAAAUUGACGUGUGGGACGAAAAUAAACAAUUUUACGAUAUAAUGUACAGUUGGUGUACAAAAUGUUUUGUAAUUUUUCGAUUUAUUUGGUAAUCGAUAAUUUUGUGCAGGGAAAUUCGGUGAAAUUUUGUAACUGUCGCCCGUGACAAGAAAAAAGUUAAUAUUAAUAUAAAUAAUAAUGAAAAAUCUUGUUUUUUUUUUUUUUUUUUUACGUCGCGUGACCAAAAUGGAACUCAUAACAGAAAACGCAAAAUUGAAUUUUCUUAUUCGAAUUUCAAAAUUCCAAAGAGCGAGUCCAAAAUUAUCGACUGAAUAAGAAAUAAAGUAAAGUUUCAACAAUUUCGAAAUUUUAAUCAUUUUUUGAAUUUAAGUGCAAUUUUUAUUUUACUGUUUUUAAUCUAAAGUCGGCAAAUUCAAGAAACGUUUAUUUUUAAAUUUUUUUAACGCUUCACAUUGUUCUUAAUAAUUACACAUGGAAAAUCUGACAACAAAAUUACAACAUGCCGGUUUUGGACAGGAUCUAUAAUUGUAGCUAGGGUUCGCUAACAUAUCGAAACCGGAUUUUUUAUAUUUUUAUUUCUCUAAAAAUAUAAAUAGACUUAAAUUUUGGAAUAUUUUCUAAAUUACACUGGAAAAAACUACUUUAAUUAGUCAAAAUGGUCAGACAUUGUUUGUUCGCAAUGGUUUUAAAAGCGUUUUCAGUGUGACAACCAAAUUACCUUAGUACCUUACUAAGCAGUGGCGUGAUGAAAGAGUUUUAAGAGGUCGUGGCCUCUGAAUGUUUUAGAACGGGUGGGCGGCUACGGAUAAGAACACCACGCGGUAGAUGUUUGAUUAUUAUAAUCGUACGAUCUGUUAAAUGUUUAAUAAUAUGCCCGAUUUAAAAUUUGAAAAUAAUAGUAAUUCAGGAAAAAAAAACGAUUAUUAUAAUAUUUAUGAUUUAUAUUAUCCGAUUUUACAGUUUAUAAAGUUUACAAUACGUUUUCAAGAGGCUUCAGAAUAUUUGAAGGGGUGUUAACUUCCAUAGGGCGCUAAAUGGGGGGAGGCAAAAAACGGGCACAUCAUCGUACGUGUCUCCCUUGAAAAGUCUUUGAACAUUUAGAUCGAUUACUGUCUAUAUUUUUGGGAAAACGUUUUAUUUUGCUCCCGUUCUCUCGAUAAAAAAUCACCUGCCAAACGGAUACCAAGAAUAAGUUCAUGAUGUCCAAUGUAUUUAUAUCGGUCAGUGGUGGCUGGAGGAUGUCACAACUCCCGAAUUAAGUCGACCUCGUGGGCAGGGACGUUUCACUGUGCCACUACAGUACCCAAUAGCUGCAAUUAUAUCCCGAUUUUUUUAUUUUCGUUUGUCAACGAAAAUUGUGUAUGUAAAUAAAUAAAUCAUUUUUUUUUUUUUUAGUCGAUGAUUCAUAUGCGGUACGCAAUACGCGUAUAAUAAUAUAUUACGAUUGUUUACACGGCGGUUUUUGAUUUUUCGCGAAAGAGAAAUCGAUUUAUAUACGCAUGAUAUUUGUUUUUAUUUUUCGUCAACUACACUGCCGCAGUAUUCAUAAUAAUAAUGUAUCUUUUCGUGCAUCGGUCGGCAUUAUUCAAGCACUAAUAAUCACACAAUCGCGUGGCCUCCGGGUUCAUCCGCAAAUCGAGAAUCGUGUGCGCUCUGUGCGCUACUUGGUCAUUUGCAGCGUCGGGCACGGGGCAAUAAUAAUACCCGUGCCUAUAUAAUGUAUAGUAUAGGUAGUAGUGUUAAGCCGCGAUGUGACGUAACUCGAUGUAGGAGAGCAAUACGAACCGCUGAAACCAUUGGAGCAGUGAAGUUAUUAUUAUUAUUGUUAUGUGCACUUUCUAUGCACGUAUAUAGGUACCUACGUAUUAUACACACCCGUUGGCUGUUUUACAAUAAAAAAAAAUAAAUAAAUAAAUAAAUAAAAAUCCGUGCUUCAUUUUUUUUUUUUUUUUUUUUUUUUUUUUGAAAAUUUUUGACAAUACACUUUCUUUUUGAAAGUGUAUAUAAUAAUAUAAUGGAUCACGUUUUGUAUACCUAUACGUAUUAUUACAGUUAUUGCGGGCGAAAUAUGAACUUGCAGCGGUAUAUUAUCACGUAUACAUAAUAUAUGUAAUCGAGUUUAAAAUUAACAUUUAAAAUUAUAUAGGUGGGUAACCUGUGAUACCGGUGUAAAGUAAAUUUUGUGCAGUAUAAAAUUGUAUUAUUAUUACCGCUCUACUCGGUAUUUUCGAUUAAAAACUUUAUACUCGGAUAUUUUCAAUUUUCUCGUUUUCUUUUAUGAAGUUAAAAGUACGCAUCGAAUAAUAGAUAAACCUGACCAAUUAUAGUCGUAAAUAGUAUAGAGAUUGAAAAAAAAAAACUAAAAAUUAAUUUUCUCUAGAAUGAUCAUUGUUUAGAAAAAACACGUUCGAUUUUAUGUGAACGAACCAUGAACGCGUUCAAUUAUUACACGAACGUGAACGACUUUUUUUUGUUAAUUUAACGUUCAUUUGAUAAAAAAAAAUAUCAAUGAUACCUAAUAAAAUUGUAUUUCGUAGCGAAAUACCUAAGUAAACAAUAUAAGAACUGCCUCGAUUUUGGUGGUACUUUUCUGAACUAUAAAGGAUAAUGAAGGACGUAAAGGAAAGAAUACUAUAAAAUACACGGUGUGUAAAUGAGUUUUGUAAACGUGAUAUUAUUUAUUUAUUUAUUUUUAUUUAAUCUCUAUAUUCCCUCCUCCAUAAAAACUUCGGCCUGAUUAUCAUAUUUUAGCGGGCGAUAUAAGUUUUGUUAUCGUCCAUUACUUUUAAAUAAUAUCGUACUUGUACGAUACAAAGUGUGCGUCUGACGUACCUUUAUAAAUACCGAUUAAAAAGUCAUAUAAUAUUGUAGGUUUUUCUUUUUUAAAUGUUUAAAAACUUGCUUCUAAAUUUAUCUUAUUUAUCUGUAAAUGUUGUUUUUUAAACGAAAAAAAAAAUAUUAAUACAUAAAACUCAUUGGGGGGAGGGGGGGGGUGGCGGCAGAAUUUGUUUGCAACUCCUAAAUACGGCCCUGGUAAUUAGUGGUUAAAAUAAUUAUUUAAAUAUUUGUUAUUCGUGAUAUGUACAGUGUAGUCAUACGAAAAUAAAUAAGAGAUGAUUGGAAUAUUAUAUAGGUGUUGUAGUGACUAACCUACAAUGGAUUUUGAACGAGCGGAUGUUUGGCGAGAUCAAUUUUAAAUUCGUUUAAAAAUGUCGAUUACGUUUACGGGGCGUAUAUCAUAUUAUAAUAUAGUUGCAUAAUUUGUUAAUGUGAUCAAAAUAAAUUGGUAAUUAUUGUAGAAUAACGGUAUUACAAUAUAAUAUAGGUGUGUAAAAACAGAAUAAAAUCUAUUUAGGAAAUUCGGUCAAUCAAUAUUAGAGUGAUGGCGUGUACGCAAUUCGAUAGGAGACGUUUUUCUAAAACGACAAGGUUAAGAUGUUAAGAUGAUGGGAUGAUAAUAUACACGAGUUAUUCGAGAAGUCAAAUUCAGUUUUUGCUUUAAAACAAAAAAAAUGUUUCAUUUUGAUUUAUUUUUAUUUUGGUAAAAAUAAUUAUCAUACAUUUUUAAAUUGUGAGUAGAGCGAGGAAUGUAUCGGUUUUACAAUACAAUGUUUAUUUUUUUUUUCUGUGGAUAACUUUUCUAUCACCAAUUUUGCUCUAAUUUACAAUGAUAACACUUUUUCUGAAAGGAAAUUUGACUGGAAUGGUACUUUAGGUAUGUAAUUUUAAAUAAUUCUAUUUAAUAAGUGGGAAAAAUCGGAAAUACGUGAAAUAAUCGGGAAAAGCGGGAAAAUCGGUACAAUAUUAAACAAAUAAUAUUUAAUAAAGAAUAUAUAUAAUGUAUACGUAAUUAUUUUACCAUAAUAAGACAUACAUAUUGUUGACAAAGCAUCACUGUCAACCAAACUCCACUCAGAAUUAUUUUUCCGUUAACAUUGGUUAAUCUUUACGUACAUUAAAUUUCCCCUCUACUGCCUUCGCAACUUCUCACCCACGACAGUGGCCCACUCACGUGCGGAAUAUGUUCGUUUUUUAUGCAUACGUUUUUGAACUUCUGAAAUUCAAACGACGACGUGGUCUAAUUUUUGUCUUAUUUUAGACAAUUGUAUAACAUUUAAUUUUGGUUAUUGCAGUAGAACGAUUCUUUUUAUACAGUUAUACUUAUUGCGAAAAUCUCUAAAACUACUUAACGAUAGGUAAUAAUUUUAAAUUGUGCCGUAUCCAUUGUAGCUACCUACCUACUAUAUUUAAUUAUUUAUUUUUUUAAUACGCCUACACGCGCAAUAUACAAACGGCGGACGGGCAAUUAUUAUUAUAAACGUAUUUUCUUUCGAAAGUUCAAAUUUAAACGAGUUAUCCGGCUUUGCGUGUGCAAAAACGAACUGCGCAUUUCAUACCAGGCGAAAGGCACUAAUUUUUAGUUAAAAAAAAAAAAAAAAUGUUUGAUCGAUUAGAGUAUUUAAUAUGAAGCAAUUUGAUUCGUUUGAUUUGUAUUUUCCCGAUACUUGGAGUUUGUAAUUAACUAAAAAUAAUAAUAAUAUUAUACCUGUACUAAUUGUAUCAAAUUGCGUAGGUAUAAAUAAACUUAUACCUAACAUGGUAUGUCUAAUAGGUUAAACCAUAAAACAUUUUUAUCUAGAUACACGCAGGCGUAUUAACCGUAUUAAUUUGUACAAAUCCUAAUUCUCUCUUUUUAUGAUUAUUAUUAUUAUUUUUUUUUUUUUUUUUGUUAAUUAUUGUUGAACAGUUAUAGCGAGUUAACCGGCAUAGACUAUAACGUAUACAUAAACUAUGAUAACUUGUACGCAUUCAGCGUGUAAACAAUUCAAAUUAAAUAAAAAGUGGGACAAUAUACCUAUAUGGUUUAUGAAAUGCGGACUACUAUAGUGUGUCAGGUGUCUGCAGAAUUGUAGCGUUAUGUUUAAAUUUUAAACUGAGGUUUAUAAUAUACCACGUAUACAGUAGUUAUUUUAUAGACUAAUGAAAAUUGUUUUUUUUUAUUUUAAAGCCUUCAAUUAAAUGUUUGAACUUUUUUAAGUUCGCAAUAAAUAGUUCUAACUCGUCGUCAAGGUAAAAGUUAAAACGCAAAAAACUCAACCGGAUUUUUACGGAUAUUAACUGUUUUUAGUUUUUAUACAAUAAAAUAUAAGAAUUAUUUGACGACACGAUUAAUGAACUUUUUAACUUGUUUCGCUGGACUGGUUAACGUCACAUAAGUAAUGUAUAUUAUUUAUGUCAUAUUUUUAAUCUUAAGAAAAUUGUAUAGAACAUCAAAUAUUGAUAAAAAAAAAUAUAUAUGAUAUUGUUAUAAAUAUGUAUAGACAUAAACCUAAAACCGAUUAAACUAUACUAGUUUUUUUAUUAUUAUUUUCGAGAAAAAAAUAUAGAAUUUGACAAUUUCAAAGUAUAUUUGUAUAAUCGAAUGAUUAUUAUUGGUGCAAAUAAAAAUAAAAACACGUGAGGUUUAGCCCUUCAAUACUCAGCUAAUACUCCCCCCCUUCAAUCAACUCCUCGUCAAGAAUACUAUAUAUAACCACUGUUAAUUAAUAUUUUGGAGGACUUAAGCCCUCACACAGUCACAUCCCAUAAAAUAUUCGAAUAUUUGCGUCUAUAAAUUCGCAAUCUGCUGAAAAUUACAGUAAAAUGUCAUGUAAAACGAAAAUAUUUGAAUAAUAUAUUUUAUCUCGAAGAAUAUAAGUAGUAUAAGUAGGAGGUACCUUACAUCAAACUGUAGGUGUAUAAAGUCUACACCGAUAAUAUGCGGUCUACACGCAGUAUUUAUUUAUAUUUUAACUAUGUUUGCGGUCCACGACGUUAUUGACCAUAAUGUACUAUUCAUUUUACUUAUAUAUAUAUUGAAUUAGUUACAUUUUGUAUAGAUUAAAAAACAACUGUGAGCAGCAGUACUCCGUUACUAAAAUCAAAUUUUCCCCCAGCCGACUUCUUGCAAUGUCGCCGUUAGAAUAUUUAAUUUUUUUUUUUUUUACAUUUAUUUAUGAUUGAUUUAAAAUAUAGUAAUGGUUGACAGUUUUAUUAUAUUUGAGACUGUGGGGAUAUUUGUAACUGAGUAUUUUUGGUGUGAAAAAAUGAAAGUUAAACAUAAAAACGGAUCGGGAGAGAGUAAGAAGUUCAAACCCUCAAAAGGCACAUCCUUGAUAUUAACAUACCAUACAUAAACAAAAUGUCAUCACCCUGAUUUCCGUUUGGAGGUCUGUAGAAGUGUACCGAGCUAAUAAAAAGCGUCCUUCUUCCUCAAUAACACGAGCAAUUCAUAUUGAAAUUCAAUUGAAAUACUAUCAGAAUCUACCUAUAAAACAAUUUUUAAUUCCUGAAUUUGAGCUAAUUUGUUCCAAAGCCAGAUGAAGCCACUAAAAGUGCUCAAAGUAAGCAGGAAGAACAAUGUUUAUAUACAACGGACACAAUGCAAUACUAGUGCCUAAUUGUGUCACUGACAAUAGUCCCGAUAAUCAUCUAAAGCCCCAGCGUCACUUUUAAUGAAGGCGCCGUAAAUUUUUUAAGUUUUAAUCACCCGAUUGUGAACGGGGUAUUGCGUUUAAUUUUUAUGUAAUUUUUUCACUGUAUUUUUCGGUCUAAAACGCACAAGUGUAAAUGUAAUUUCAAAAUAAACCCUCAAUAUCUCUGUCUCACCAUGGUCCCCCCCCCAGGACCAAAUAUAAUAAUGAUAAUAUAAAUUACUCGGCGAAAUGUUUCACCGAUGAUAAUGAUAAUAGCGUAUAAAUUUCCCAAUGCUAUACAGGUAGGUACUUAUUAUUACAAUAACUGUACAAACGCCGAUUGUGAGUACACCGAUUACGCGGAUAUUGAUACAGAUCCACCGUAUCCGCGUAAACUCAACACGUACAUACCAAUAGCUGUUAUACACGUACCCAGCUAUCUAGGUAUCAGAUGCGGUCGUCCAUUGUCUAGUUCUCUGGAUAAUAUCAUUAUUGUUAUUAUUAUUAUCUUAUCCUCUCGAAUAACUAGGCUGUAUACGCACACCUACGGAGAGAUACGACGGCGACGCGCGGUGAGGACUCGCAAUUAUUUGAUUUACGUGCCCGGGAGGAUGUUACGUGACGCAUUACGGUCCAUUAUAGACGCGGGCACGUUUUUCUCUGUUUUAUUAUUAUUAUUGUAUACUGGGUACCUAUAGGUAUCACUAUUCGCUAUACAUUUAAUAUUAUUAUUAUUAUUAUUAUUAUAAACCCCAGGUGCUGACAUGUAUAAAAAAAAAAAAACGUUGCAAAUCGAAACGACACAUACGAAAACGAUUUUCCUUUGAAUUUUUCCGUUGUAAACACGACGGCGGCGGCGGCGCUGCAGCACUGCAAAAUUGGGUCGUUCCGUUGACGUAUUUUUUUUUUCACUCAUCACACACGUAGGAAAAAUACGCAUUAUACGAGCACUGACCGGAAAAUUCCAAUAUUAUCUGUCCGUCGUUGUUGUUAUACGCGCGUCUGCCGCCGCCGCCGCCGCCGCUGCUGUAGUAUAGGUAUUCCGUCGUGAUCCGAAAGUAUACCUUCCUGCCUAUCUAUUCAGAACAAACACAAAUCUAAUUGCCAACUGUAUAAUUUAUUAGGCAUGUAGGUACCUCAAAUACAUUAUAGUUUUCGUGUUUUUUACUGUUGUUUUUUUACGCCGUCUUGCGUAUUUUUCUGUACUAUUGUUACAGUGAACAAUAUCGACGAGAUAAUAUAAUAAUAAUCAUUAUCAAAUUAUCAAUAUAUUAUACAGAGCAAACUGUAACAUAAUAUCGUUACUAUCGGUUAUAGACAACGUGAUAUUUACUGGACUAUAAUAUCGAUUCCAUUGCGAUUCCUAACCGAACCUAACAUUUAUUUUAUAUUUAUGGAACGAAAAUAACAUAGUCGUAUUCAAAAAUGUCAGCGCUCGGAACUAUUUUCCCGAGGAUAUCGAAAACCCGAUCGGUCACACCAACUCAGAAUAUCCCGUGACCCGAUUCGGCAAUUCCUGUGACCUACUCGACGACGGUUUUUCCAUUUUCUUUUCCGCUUUGUCUAAACCCGUCGUUGUUUUCCAUCGGCUAUAGGUUUUACGUUCCUUGCGGCAAUAUUUGCAGAUUCGGACGGGUACCUACAUAGCAUAGACAAGGUUUUUAUUUUAGAUCGGUUUGCAUAAUCUAUAAUCUGUAUUUUCCCCCCGUGGUUUCCGGAAAAACGUGUCCUAAUCCCGAAAAUAUCCAUUAUUUACCUAUGAUCUAAAAAUAUUUUAGAUAUAUCAACGGUUGAAAAAUAAUUUUAGUUUAUAUUCAAUAGUAAACUAUUGUAGGUGAUAAAGAAAUUAUACCCCUAUAAAUUCUAAAUCUUCAAGACCGAACAGUUAUAUCAUCGUUGUUAUUUUUUUCAAAAAUAUACCAAUUUAAGAAUUGGGUAGUAGUAAUGAUAAUAUAAUAGUAAAUAUUUUAAGUGGCUCGUUUGGUUUUUUACGAUAUGUACGAAAUCGUUAAUUCGUGUAACUAUCGAGGAUUUUGUAUGUAUUAUUCGGUUCCUGUUUUUAAGUAAACACCAUAAUAUAUUAUUAUAUUAAUAAAUUAUUUUCAAGGUUAUAUUUAAUGGUAAAUUAUAAAAUUAAAUACACGGGUCGUUUUUAAUUACUUAUUCAUUAUACGGUUAGUAUAAUAAUAAUAAUAAUUAUUAUUAUUAUCAUUCGACAAGCUGACCAAUUGCGUGUUAUAUAAUGAAAAACGGAAUCAUCGUCCAUCGUUCACGAUAAUAUUAAGCGAGGGUCGGAUAUAUUUUCUAUUGUUUCUUAGGUAAAACAAAAAAUAAUCAUCAGUUUAGUGGAGACCUUGAUAAAAAACUUACUGACUAAUCCCGCUGGAUGCUUGCGGGUCCGUAUAUAUAAUAUUAUUCUAGUACACGGUUGGUCGAGGAGCAGCCGGAUGUUCCGCAAGGGCAAGCGUAACGUUUCUUCCGGUCUUAUUUUUUCCUUUUUCCCCUAACUCCCGGCUCUAUAUGUAGUGCACUGCGUCGUUGUUGUGCGUACUUAACAAAAUAAAAUUUUACCAUUAUUAUUAUUAUUAUUUUUUUUUAAUAUUAAUUGAAAAACUGUUAUUAAUAAUUUCUUUGGAUUUCACGACGUUUUUCCGUUCCUAUAAUAAAUCGAGACUAUAAUAUGUUUGACUGUAAACAUGACAUUAUCUAUUAUAUCCUUAUUAAUAUGUUUUUUUUUAAAGCUCUACGUUUCUGGCGAUACCAUUAAACAUUUUUACGAUUUUUUUUCCAAAGAAUUAUUUCAAUUACUGGAUUGUAUAUGGAUAAUACAUUUCUUAGUAUAAUUAGUUAAAUUAUAUACAAUAGAUAUUACAUUUUUUUUUUCAAGCUGUACUUGGGUGAAUCCGAGUAAAACAGCUAAUAAAAAAAAAAAAGCUACAGGAAUCAAAAAUCAUGCCGAACUUUGAAAUAAUGUAGUUGACACGAUACAUAGAUGACGAAGAUCUAUUUUUAGAAUUAAAAUUCAUGUUUAUCCAGAGCCCUUACAUAGUUUUGUCAGGAAUUUCUUGUCUAAGUACUAUAUUCUUCCAAAAAUCAUAAUUUGUAUGUUAUUUUAUUUCAUGCCAUACUAUAGCCCAAUCAUUGUAUACGAUUUAUCUAAAAUUCCAAACCUAAAGUAUAUCAUGCUAUCGCGAUAAAUAUUGUAUACUAUUUGAGUGUAAAUGCGAUUUUAUUUCUUUCAAUAAAUCAAUCAAUGUAGUUACAUGUUAUAUCAAUACAUCGACAAAGUACUUAAACAUUUCUCACACCUGUACUUCUAUUCUGGGUAAAAUAUGACGAUUAUUCUUAAAACACGUUAUAAGUAAACUAUGAUGGUAUUUAAGAGUAGUGCUGAGUAAUAAAUCCAGAUUGACCGGUUCGAUCCGGAUUGAAACAAACGUUAUGAUACAUUUAAUCCGGAUUAUAAAGAUCUAAAAUAGGUGGUUUAUUUUUAAAUACUGCUCGUAUUGUUAUUUAUAUUAUCUACUUAUAAUAGUAAAAUUUACAAUUGAAAUUUGAAUUACAUUUGUUUUAUAUUGAUAACAGUGUGCUGGAAAUAAUUAUAAUAAUAUAAUCUAUCAUAAUCAAUAGAAAUCAAUGUAUGAUCAAAUGUUGGAAAAAGUAUUGUAAGCGGGGACAAGCUAAUAACUCAAGUUGUGGUCUAAGUGACAAUAUUUAAAUUUUUACAGCAAAAACGUUUUGUAAUUUUUUGUUUGUCUCCGAAGAAUGUUUUGUAUUACAAAUUUGUAUAGAUUAUGGAGUUUAUUUUCGCUUUUUAGUUGAUAUUUUCUAACACGGUUGGAGUUAUUUUUUUAAUAAUUUUGGUUUUUAGUUCCUAGUCCAUUCCAAACAUAUUAAUAGAUUGAUCCGAAAUCUGGAUUGGAUCCGAGAAUCUGGAUUAAACAGAUUAAAUUCAAAUCCAGAUUAUGCAAUUAUAAUUUGAAUUCCGGAUUGGUCAAAGUAUUAUUCAGCACUAUUUAAUAAUUUAAAACGAACAUACUUCGCACGUGGUUGCAGCUACUGUUGUAGAUGGAAAGUUGCGGAGGUAAGAUACAAAAAAGAAUUUAAUGAAUAUUUGUAAACAACGAUAAAUCAUUGCUAACGAAAAACGAUUAUGAUUUUAGUUGAUAGUGAUGCUUAGAAGUAUAAAAUAAAGAAAUAUAAUAUAAAGAUUUAUGUAUUAAAAUCGAAAUUUAUUUUAUUUUAAUAUUUUAUAUAGCUCGGUCUAUAGUAUAGCUUUUUAAACAAUGUACGUUUCCAUGAUAACAAUAAUUGUUUAAAAAGAUUAAAACAAUAAAAACUUAAUAAUAACAAAAAAUAAAUAAAAACGGUUACCAGUGACAACCUUUUUUUUAAUUUUUCAAUCUUUUUUAACCUAAAGAACCAGGUUUUUCUCAUUAUCUCAAAUAUAAAUGAGAAUUUCAAAAAAUUACCUCUCUAGAGAACCCGGAGAACAUUUCCAUGAAAAGAUGCUAUACUUAAUAAUUGGAGUAAGCUUUCUGGUAGAAAUAGUGUUCACUUAAAAAAAAAAUAUAUAUAUAUAUAUAUAUAUUUCGUUGUAAAGCCAAUACAUUCCUUGCUCCGAACAGAAUCUAAAAAUAUGAUUUUUUUGUUUUUAUUUAAAAAUACUGAAAAAGUAAAAAUACAUUAAUCGUUGCAAGACAAAUAAAAAGUAAAAAUAAAUCGAUUGUCCUCGAAUCUUUGUUUUGUACCAUCUAUCAAUCUUUUGUACCAUAUAUUCUUGAUUAUUUGUCUUAUAUAUUUUCUUAUAUUUCCAUUUCCAUCAGUGCUUUAACCAGUAUUAAAAUAUAUUUUGUUGUUACUGCGCGAUUUGAAUUCUUUGUAAAAAUGUACAUUCUGUCUCGAGCAACAUUUCUGUAUAGGUAAUAGGUAUCUAAUGGUAAACAUAAUUAAAAAAAAAAAAAACUUUAAUUAAAUUGUAGAAUAAGUCAGAAUCACAUAAAAACAAAAUUGGAUAACUCAAUCAUAGAAAAAAACCACGAUGUAAUGUAAUAUACAUUAUAAUAUACAUUCUCAAUCAACUGAUUCGUUACACAAUACAACACGAUAACUGCCACCGAAAUCGAAAAAAAAGCUUGAAUUUCUAUUAUUUCUGUAUCACAUUCGCAUAAUAAUAUAAUAUACAAAUAUAAUUCUUAACAAUAUGGUUUUGUUUUUUGAUAUGUUGUGGUUAAGGUUAAGUUAUUAUCUAUAACCUUAACUUCAGGUUAUCUGGCCAUCGUAAUUGCAACUAAUACGAGUUAUAGUGAUUAUUUUCCUUGUGGUUUCGUUUAUUUUUAAGUAUUUUUAAUGUCUACAAAAUUAUAAAUUAUAUUUUUAAAAAUAAAAACAACAAUAUACUGAAUCAUUAAAGAUUCGUAAAUUCAUUGAAAAUCAAGCGCACCUACGAACAAUAGAUGCAAUUAGGAAUACCCCUCCCCCGGUCCUUAAAUCUCCCUGGACCUGGACUUGUUGUCUCGGUUUUUUUUUCAUAAUUCCGCUCUUCGAUUUUUUCUAAACGUAUUUUAGCAUGUUAUUAUUAAACGUUAAUUUUUUAGAUUUAUACAAAUACGUAGAUUUUGUUACCUAAGUAAAUGAGGUACAUAGAACACAAUGGGCAUAAGUGACAUUUUUAAACAAUCUGAUUUAUGAGCACAGCUAAACUAAAAGUAUUCCAUUUUAUUUGUAGUAAAGAAAUUGUUCGUCAUAUGCUGUGAUCUGGUAUCAAAGACUAGGUCUCACUAAAAUAAUCUUCAAACGAAAAUGUCAUAACUCAUAACAUAUUAGAAGCAAAUAGAUACAACGGUCAACAAUAGCUGUACAUACUCUUAUGUCUCGUUACUGCCAAGUGGUUAAACAUUAUUUUUAUUUCAUUCGAACAUAAGGGAUGAUAUUAUGAUAAUACGCUUUAUAAUAAUUAUAUUAAUUAUAAAUAGCUUUGAACGAAAUCAAUAAAAUGUAACUAUACCCCUUGCGUUCUUAAAUAUAAACGUAAUACAGUUAGGUUGAAAAUUAGAAAUUUUUUAGCCCGUUUCCCCGUCAGAUUUUCGAUUCUGGUCGCGAGAUCGCUAUGUAAUACAAUACACGGGCGUUUUAAUAUUAUUUAGAUAGUUUGUCGAUACAUUUUAUAAUGUAUAAUGCUUAUGCGUGGGUAUUAUUUUAAAAAAAAAAAAAAAAAAUAGUUUGAAAUUAUUAUUAAAAUGUCACGAGACAAUAAAAAAUCGUUGUCAUGCCAUCCAACGGCUAACGUGUACAAUAAUAAUAAUAAUAAUAAUAAUAUAACGACAUCGAUCGACCAAAUCGUGAUGUGUCAAUUUGUCAGACUUCAGUGAAGAUGUGCGACGAGUGAAACUGCUCAUAUUGUUAUAGUUACACGAUAAUUGACGAUUGUGCGGUCGGAAAACACGAGUGUUUUUUAUAGAUGUUAUCGGAUAGGUGGUGUUUUACCGACCUACCCGACUUCUCGUACGGGAACGAAGUAAUAUUUCGCUCGUUAACCCAUGCCGGACGCACAGAAACGUAAUCGUAUUGUUGUGUUGCGUAAGGAUGAAUAAUAUAUAAUAUAUGUGAUUCUACGACACGUCAACGGUCGUUUUAAUGUAUUCGCCGUUCGGGUGUACCCAAUAAUUAUUUUAUGCAUAAUUAAGCCUACGCGGUGCGCGGCACAUGAUAAUAAUAAAGACGCGUAUACUUACUUUCAGAAAAAAUUUCGACCGCGACCACGGGUCGUUGUGAUGAUUUUAGUUUUCAUCUAAUAGAGUACAUCGAAAACAAUAAUGUGAAACAAAUUGUUAUUACAUGAAAUGACGAUGGUUCAAAUAGAUUUCAAAAACGAUUUUCGUCGAAAUUCGGACUCGAAACGCGUAUGAAAAAUAUACUACGGCAUUGCGGUAGACAAAUCUUCUUUUUCUUUUUUUUUUUUAACCGCCAAGUACAACUCAUGUCAAAUCUCGUGUACAAUUUUCAUAUCAUUUCAAGGCAGUUUUAUCCACAUAAAACCGAAUAAAAAAAAUACGAGAAAAUUUCAAAAAUCACCAGAAUGGUUUGACAAAUUUCACCACGUUUAGAAUGGUCUUGUAUAAAUAUUGAAUAUCCUAUAAAAAUAUCAAGUCUUUACGGUUAUUUUUUAACUGCUUAGAACAACAAAAAAAAAAAAAAAAAAAACCAAUCGAAAAUAAAGAAACCGUUACUGUCGUAAAUUGUUCCUACGUGUUUUCACUAUUAUUAAAAAAAAAAAUCGAAAAACGAUCUCCCAGUGCACCAACUGGACGACAUUUCCGCGCAGAAAAAAUGCUCAUUUGAUAAUGGAAGCAAGAUUUCCAGAUGGAAAAGUUGUUUACAGAUAGAUAAAAAUAACACAUCAAUCUUAGUAGAAUCUGUACGUCGUUUUCCGUUUGAGAAACGAUUCGGUUCGCAUAGCUCGGUUAAACGUAUUUUGAUAAAAUGUUGACCGAACAUAGUAUUAAUUCGUAACUACAAAAUAAAUUACGAUUAUUAUUUUGUAAAUGUUCUCAACGGAAUUUAUCGUAAAUUUUAACCAUAAAUCGGCUAAUACAUACUACUUAUCGAGUUCAACUAUUUUGUUUACCACUGAAUACAACUAAACGAUCGACCUUGCGAAAAAAAUUGUCGAGCAAUUUCAAACGAAGCCGAAAACUUUCUCAGUGAUCACUAUCGAUUUAUCGGAUUUGUGUCUAACCUAACCUUCCCUAUAAUGUUUAUUUUGUAUUUUCUUUUUUUUUCAUUUAAACACAGGACAGCGUAAUAUUUAACCAUUUUUUUUUUUUUUUUUUGAAAACGUAGGUAUAUAGGGAGGUUGUUUUAAUAUUAAUUAAUAAAAACGAACCAAUACCUAUUAUUCUGUCGGUCCCGUCAAAUUCCAUUAUAUAGGCAUAGUAAACGUAUAUGCCCCAUUACCUACUCGUUGGAAUCGUAAUUCAUAAAAUGUAGCGAAACACCCACUUGUUUCAGAUAGAUACGUAUAAUGUGAUAAGUAAUAUGAAAAUAAAUACAUAUUGUGAACAUUUUUACGAAACAACUAACCGUAUAAAAAUAAUUUUAUUCUCGAGUAGUAGGUACUACGUGUUGGCAUGACGUGUAUCAGAUCACAGCGAGCUACCUAUUAGAAAAAAAAAAACCCCCGCUAAUCUUAUCAUUUUUUUUUUUUUUCUAACUAUUUAUCUUUUUACUCGUUAUUUUGACCGUGAAAUUGCAUUUUACCUGCAAAUAUUGGCUGCCCAGUUUAGCGGUAUAUUAUAUUAUUAUUAUUGUUAUUAUAGCUGAAGAUGAAGAUAUGUAUUGUGUAGGCAGGUAUAAUAAUAUUACCUACAUUGAUAGUGCACGGUUUUCUUAAAAUAAGAAAUACCUACUGCUAAAAAAUGCGAGAGAACUUCAUUUACGAAUACAGUAUGCUAUAGGUACUAUACAACAUUUUUAUUAUGUGUUGAAAAUUAUAAUGAAGAAGAUAUCUGUACACCCUAACGAUACUCAACGGACUAUUGACAAUACUUUCUUUAUAGGUAUCGAUAUUAUACGUCGUCGUUCUCGUAUUACGACUAUUGAAUAUCUAUACUAGAAAAAAGUUCCUAUACUCGCCCAUACGAAUUUUAUCACUGGACAUCAAAAUGUGUAAUAUAUUUCGAAACACGGUUUUUCUUUUUUGAUUAGAUUAAUAACCUUACCCAACCUACCUGUUACGGCCUACGCGUCUCCUCGACAGUAAGUAUAUUAUAUUAAUCUCUAUAAUUUUUUUUUUUUUGUUCAUACAUAGAGGUUUCCUUUGGUUUAAAAAUGUGAAAGUAAUGAAGUAGGUAUAGUUGUACUAUUACUACGUGUGUACGUAGGUAUAUAGAAAAUAUAAAAGUCUGUACCGUAUUCAGCACGUUAAAAACGAUAUGCGACUAGCUAGAGCUGCAAAAUGUUAUAGUCAGUCAUAAUAUUUGCUUAAUACGUUUCGUUAUAGGUACGUACUUGAAAUCCCACUCCGAAAAAAAAAUUUUUUUUUUUUUUUUGAUUUUGUACUCGGGACAGUAAUUAUAAUAUUAUUCGAGCACCAUUCACGGGUAUACAACACACAGUAUCGCGCGAAUUUCUCCGGUAAAUCGGAUCUUUGUAGCCCACAAUAAUAUACAGGUACAACACUGGCGCACUCGUACGUACGAGAUGAAUUAUGCAUUAAACAAUUACACAUUAUAGACGAUCACGAAAUAAAUUGUAUUCUUUUGAUUUCGGCCGAACGUGAAGCGUUUUUACAUAGGUAGGUAUACCUACCUAUAUAUAGUAAGUCCGCGAUACGCAUAAUAUGAUGACAGCUAUGUGAAAAUUACUGUAGACAAGAUAAUACAUCAUGCUCGAACCUAUAUACCUAUAUUUAUGAUAAUUAUAUUAUAUAUGUAUUUAUGCAAUAAAUUUGACGGUUUGGUAGUCGUCACGACCGUUUAACAAGUGGCUCGAAAUAAUAUUAUUAUUAUUAUUAUGUUGAACAGAACUCCGCCAUCAUUAUCAUCGUAUUCGUUUUAUAUACACUCGUGUUGUACCCGCGCUGUGUCGUCGAAUUAAGCUCAUUAACGUUGUUUUUUUUUUUUUUUUCAAUUUUUCAGAAGGUAUAACAGCGUAAGCGUUUUCGAACGCGAAAACUUUGUGCCGAAAAACCGUCGGUUUUCUCGAAAUGAUGAGUAUGAUUUAGCGUAAAACAACUUGUUUAAGAAAAUUAAACAACACUAAUUUACCGAAGGAAUCUAUUCGGUUAAAUAUUAAUUUAUUUAAAAAAAGUAACGGGGUUUUUUUUUUACUUUAAUCUCGAAUAUAAUACCUGUAUACCGUCACGUUCGAUAUUAUUUAAUUAUUAUUCGAUAUUAAAACCAAUAUGCCGCACUUACUACAAUAAUUUGAUUGCCUUUAAAUUUUAUAAUUAAUAGAAAUAUUCUACUAUCACUUUGAAAAGAAUUGUACGUUUUAGCCUUUUUUCUGUUAUAAACAAAUUUCACGAUUAUAGGUACAUUGCAAUAAAUACUAAGUGGUGAUGACCCGGAAUUGUUUUCAGAUUUAUAUUAAAAGUUAAUUUGCGUUUGUUUGAUUCGUAAAAUUUACGUUUUUUUAGAUCUGGAGCGUAGGGAGUAAUGUAUUGGUUUUACAAUGAUGUUUAUUUGUUUUUUUUUAUCGGUGAACAGCUUUUCUAUCAGAAGUCUUACUCUGAUUUUCAAAUGUAGUACUUUUUUUGAAAAGAAAUUUUAUCUGGGUGAUUCUUUUAGUAGAACGAUUUUUGAUUUUCUCAGGGGUUUUCAUAAAAAACGGCGAAAACCAGGAAAAAAGUAGGAAAAUUUAUAAAAGAAACUUUGCUUCAAAUCAUUUUUCGUUAGGAACGGUUUAUCGUUACGUACAGAUAUAAACUAAAUUCCCCUUUAUAGCCUACUCUCCUAAGUUCUUACAUACAACAGUGGCCCACAUAGUAGUAGUAGACGAAGUAUGUCCGUAUUAUUUUUUUUCUAAAUUUCAUGAAAAUCGCCUGUACGUAACCUUUAAAAUAUAACAUGACCUCCUGGCUCGACAAUAUCAAUAUACUGUUCGUUGUUCAUUCUCACGGUGAUUACGACGUUUUACUUUGUUAAUCCUUGUGAAUACAUUUUAUAUAAAAUUUAACUAAAUAAAUAAUCCAAUUGCAAUGGCAUGUGUAUUAAGAUGAUAUUUCGGUAACUUAUAAAAACACGGUUUUACUUGUCUAAAGCAUGUUUAAAAUUUGUUGUGUAAGUGUGAUAAAAUAAAGACAACUGAAAAAAUAGAUUAUAGUUAACCUUAUUAAUUAUCCGUUAAAUAUUAAUAAUAAAAUAAAAUAAUUAAAAAUAUCUCGAAAAUAUCACAAAAAGCAGACACAAAUUUUAAAACCGAGUACAUGCGAUUAGGUACAUAUAACAUAUUAUAUGAGCUUUGUGCAAUAAUAAAGUUAAAUAUGACCAAUAAAACGUAAACAAAAUGUAUAUUUGCUACAAAUUCAUUAUAAAAAUCAUAAAUUAACUAUAUAGUUAAUAUAGCUAAUGUUAUUAUAGUUUAUAUUUACAAUUGAUAAAUAAUUUAAAAAUAUAAUUUGUAUUAUUGAUAUGAAUUAGGUAUUAUAUUCAUCUGUUGUUAUUUUAAAAUCACGUUUUUUUUUUUCUUAUCUAGCGACGUUUAUCUCUCUAAUAUUUUAGAAAUGUAUGUAGCCAUUUUUUUUUUAUUGCCAUUAUAGUAAUUAUGAAUCGUAACAAUAAUUGCGUUUGUAUAUUCACCCAUCAAUAAUACGAGUAUAUAUAAUACAUCAUUUCGCAAUCUGCAAUUAGACGAAAAAUAAUACAUUUGAAAUGAUUAUAAUACGGGUGAAACAAUGUAGCUGAGAUGAACACCAUAAUACAUUUACGGUUCAAAUAAUUUAUAAUAUUUAAUACUAUAAAUUAUAAAACUUAAAUUUUAUACGUAUUGAAACAUUUUAUUGAGCAAUAUAAUAUGCUAUACAGAAAAAGUAAUAAUAAUAAAAAAAAAUACUUUAAAAUCAGUACCCAUAAAUUAUAAUUGAUUCUACUGGUAUUCAUAAACGAAUACCUAAAUUAUUAUAGAACCUUGUCGAAGAAUCAGUAAGUAGACAGAUUAUAUUAUCAAAUUUAAGCAUUUUUUUCUUCGAAUUUUUGUGCUUAAAGGCAAAAUAAACCUAAAAGUUGAUACUGAUCACGGAUAAAUAGUUGGGAAGGUAGGCUAUAUCUGAUAAUUUAUUCUGUAUAAUCUAUAAUAUAUGCAACGAUAAAUCAAUCAUUGAAAACGAAAUACAUAUUCUGAACGGAGUGUCUAAACGAGAAGUUAUAAAUCGUGUUUUGUUUUCCUUUUUGCCAGGGUAACUCAUUAUAUAAUCAACAACAAACGUCUCGUUUUUUCCAAAUUUUUCCUAAUUAGUAAGAAAAUUACAGGGAAAAUCGAAAAAUGACGUUCCUCAUGCACCAACUAGACGCAAAAUGCUUCAAGAAAGUGUCUAUAAAGUUUUUGAUUACAGUUACAUUUCUGUUAGAAAAGUUGUUAACAGACAGAAAAUAAACACAUUAUAAUAGAACCUCAGAAUCCAAAAUUCUAAAAGACGUAGGCAAAUAUGUGAAUUUUUAAGAUUUGACUGCAAGAUUAAGAUUUAAAAACCCACCUAAUCUAUAGUUGUACGAAUAACUUCAAAAUAGUACAAUAAAAAUAAGACAUUUUUGUAAAUAUACAUUUUUUUUCGAUAUAUUUACCCCUAUAUACAAACGUUCGAGACCAUCUAUACAAUAAUUUUCAGAAAAAAAAAACUAUAGCGUUUUUAUAAGUUACAUACCGCGGUAAGGUAUCUCACGUGCAUCGGUAGCGAUUUGUUCGGUUAAAUCCGAAACGGAUUUCCUGUUACUUCAAACAUAACACUUAUAACGUACCAAGUACUGAUACACUUGAGCUCCUAAACAACCACCUGUUCCCUAUACUUAUAUACCAUCUGCGCCUCGCGUUUCCGUUACGGUUCGAAAGUAAAAUUUUCAAUCGUACAUUGUUCUCUAUAUACCUAUUCGGAUUAAAAAUAAAAUAAAAAAAAAUACAGAAAAAAACUACCGCGAUUGGAAUUCACGGUUCAAACAGUAGUUGAAAACUUAAAUUUUGACCGUUAACUGUUAUAAUUUUUGAAAAUAUAACAUUCAGAUUUCCUAGUAAAACAUUUUCUAUAAUCCCUGUUAUUGUUUUUGUUUCUAGCUGUCGUGGACAAUCGUUGCUAUUUAGAAAAUGGAGGAUCGGCCGAAAGCUUCUUCGUGUCCGAAGACGUACCAGUCGGUACUAUUAUCGGUCGGUAUAAUCGAUUUUUUUUUUUUUUAAUAAACUAUAAUUAUGAUGUACUUUUUUUAGGCAUUUUGAAGAUAAACGGCGAUUCGUCUGAAAACGGGAACAUAAACUUGUCGCUAAAGGAGGUAGACAGUCCCGUCGCUAUUCUGCCCGGCACAAAGGAACUCACACUGACAAAACCGCUGGACAAAGAAGUAUAUAGUUUGCGGCUUUUUAUUUUGAUGACAAAAAUAAUACUUUUGACUACAAUAUUGACGUUUUAACAUUGUUAUAUCGUUGCAGGGUAUUUCUGGUCCUUCUUCCGUUUACGUGAAUGUAAUCUGCGAACGAAAACAUACGGCCGAUCCAGUAAGUAAAUCUCCAAUAAUUUAACUAUUGUUAUCCUAGAGAAAAUAAGAACGAACGAUGUGUUUUUACGUGCCUAUUUUAGAAUUUCGCUAUACCCGUCAGCAUUCGAGUAACCGACGCCAACGACAACGCUCCGGUAUUUAUCAACGCCCCUUACAUUCUAAACAUAUCCGAGGUAUGAAUUUACAUUAUAAAUCAAUUGUCCUGUAAUAAUAUUAACACUGAGUUGUUUUUAUAUAGGUAACCGUAGUGGGGACCAGAGUACUUCAAGGUAUCAAAGCCGUCGAUGCCGAUCAACUCGGUCCGUUCUCUACCGUUCAGUACUCUGUGCUUCCGGGGCCUCAUUCUGUAAGUUAGACUUGAACGUUAUAAUAGAGAUAUCAUUCGUAUUGAUUAAAGCAGACUACCACCACGGGUGAUUUUAGGCACGUUUUCCCGAAAUUAAUUGUCCUGACUGGGAUUGCAAAUUAUACUGGUUUCCUAAAUUAAGUCCCAAAAUAGUCUUCAAAAUAAUUCAUUUUUAUAGAAACCAUUAAAAUUUAUUUCAGAUAGGUGUUAUCAAAUAUAUAUAACAUUGAUAUGACGACAUGAUGAAUAUAUCUUAAUAAAACAUGAUAGACUCCCAAAGGGAAAUCCCAUUCGGGGGACUUUUGUGGAUUUCUACUUGAGAUUCCAUUUAGACUAUAUAGGUACUAUAGUACCUCCUAUUAGAAUCGAGAUAUAAAAUGAUCUGUUAUUUAUUUUCAACUGAUUUUUAAAAAAAAAUAUAUGCUUUUUCAUAAUGUUUGUAGAAUAGGUAUUUUACUUUAAAUCAUAUUUCCGGUUUUUUUUUUAAAUUUCAUACAAUUAAUCUAUAAAUCUGUUAAUCUAUUAAUCACAUAAUUAUAAUAGUUUAAGUAUUCCGAGUUAAAAGCUUAUGAAAAAUGUAAAACCUUUAAUGAGUAAGUAAGGAGAAGUUUUAUUUUGUCAGGCGUGGAUAAUAAUAUGUACAUAAAACACAAGGGAUCGGAAUUAUCAAAAUAGCUACAAGCCGUACAAGAUUUGAUAAGAUAGUUGAAGAGGGUGUAUACUGUAUAGUGUAUCUCUUAAAAAUAAACGUCACGAUUUUUAAACUCAAAUAAAUGGCAAUCCUACGUUACAAUAAUUUAAAUAAUUAUAUCAAAAUGUCAUUAAAACAUAGGCGCCGAAAAUGAAUGCAAUAAAAAAUGUACUUAUACACCUAUACUUACAAUUUUGAUCUCUCGCGGUCGCGUGUGAGUCUGUUUCUGUAUAUUAUAAAUACACUAGAUUCGCACCCUUAAGACAUUUUCGCCAAUAUCGGCGCCAAUGGUUUGAUUAACUCCAGUUUUUUACUUUUUAUAUAUGUAUUUCGUAACUUUAUUGAUUGUAUUUCAUGCAGUCGAUUUUCAUUGGCGGAUCUAGAGUAAUUCUAGAGGUAUGAUUUAAGAUGAAUAUUCACACUGUCCGAGUAGAUUAAACACAAUUGUAGUUGUAAUUUUUAGAUGCACGGUCGAUUGAAAAUGUAAUAGAAUUGUAAUAGAACAUUGUCUUACUCAAAGUUAAAUAUUUCAGGAUUUUUUUGUUUUCGUCAACGGCCUCGAGGGAACUCUAGUGUUACGGAAAGCUUUGGAUUAUGAAACUCUUUCGAAUUUCACUAUCGGAAUACGAGCACAAGUAAUAAAUACCAAAUAUCUACUAUAAAUCUCAAAUUCAAUACAAAGUGAAAUUUCAUACCAGUUCUACAAUAUCAAAAAUUACGCUUUGUUUUAGGAUCAAGGCAAUCCGCCGCAAUACACCGAUACGGUCAUCUACGUCAAUAUCAUCGACGCGGACGAUCAAAACCCAAAGUUCUACGACGAGAGAUAUACCGCUACAUUGCCCGACCAUGCUACCAAAGUAAUAGACAUUCCACUUACAAGAAAACUUUUUCGUGUUUUCAAAGUCAUUAAUAUUUGUUAUUGUACUGCAGGGCACGAGACUCAAAGUGUUUCCUAAAGAAAUCGCCGCUUUCGACCAAGACGUCGGAAUCAAUGCGAAUAUUUUUUACACUUUUAACUCUGGUUAGUUUAGUAGUUCGUUUUUUCUAUAACUUUAUAAUUAUCACGAGUUCAUUAUUAACAUAUUUGUGGUGGUAAUAUACUUGCGUGUUUUUAGACACCCAAGAUUCUCGUUACUUUGAACUGGAUAGAGUUUCGGGUAGUGUUACCGUCAAACGUGCCAUUCCGGAAGACGAUAUAUUACAACCGGUCACUAUGGUCAUUCGAGUAAGUAUGACCGGCUAAUAUUUUUAACACAUUACUAUAAUCCGAAAUAUUAUUGCCGAACCUGCAGUAGUGAUCUUCAUGUAAUUUUUAAUUGUUUUUUUUGUUAUUUACAGGCUACGCAGUUUGAUAACGCCGAUCGUUACGCGUUGGCCACAUUGACCGUCAGUCGGCCGGGAACUUCGCUCCGAGAACUUCAAUUUUUACAGGACCACUAUCAGGCGGGGGUGUUGGAAAACGUACCGCUGGAAAGCGUCCUGCUCACCGUGAUCACCAACAAGCCGAAAGACAAACGGCUGAAAUAUUGGUUGAGCAACUAUACGGAUAUAUUUUCGAUUACGAUUAGCGGCGACAUUGUGUUAAAGAAACCGUUGGAUUACGAAACAGUGGACGGUUACGUGUUUUACGUUUUUGCCACCGACAGUUUUAUGGUACGUACCUCGGGUAUUUGAUUAGCACCAAAAUUAGCCCCGGGUAUAGCCCUAGGUUCGUAUUUUUAAAUGCCUAGCUCAUUGUAGUCAUCUGAGUGAUAUAUAUUUAUGUACAUGUAUAUUAAAUAUCAAAAAAAGAAAAUUUUCAAACGUAAGAGCACAAAGACAAUAGUCGCACUCUUGUGUACACAACAAACAAAAACCUCAAAUGUAAAAGUGAAGAGAUCAUGUAAUUCAAAGUGUCAUAAUAGAAUAGGUACUUCAAAUAGAUAGUAAUUCAAAAUAUGUAUAUAAUCCUACGUUAUGCAGUUAUAAUUAAUUCAAAACGUAACGACAUAAAUGCGAUUAGUAAUUAUAAUUUUUUUUCUUUUUAAAUAAUAUACUUCACACUAAUAAAAAAAAAAAACGUAUAAAUAAACCGUUGAACAUGUUAUUACCAAUACACACAUCUCAUUGAAAUAAUAUUUUAUUUUAUUUGAGCCUCAACUACAAAGAUUACUGGCUCACAAUAUUUAUAACAGAAGAAUAUAAGUAUAUAUCAUGUCGCUACUAGAUAACAGUGUGGACAUUUUACAAGAAAAGAAAUAUUUACAGAAAAAAUAAUAUCAAUUUUUUUUUUAUUUACUGUUCACAUUGCCCGUUAACAUAUAUAUUUUUAUAGGAUACAAAGAAUACUUUAUAUUACAUAUCUAUAGAAAGUGACAAACUGUUUUAAUAAAAUUAAAAAAAAAAAACACCAUUUUAGUAAAACAAUAGAUUUUUAGCUACACUCUGAAUCUAAAACAUAUCGUAAUAAAAGUUCGGUUCCUAUUUAUUUCACUGUAAUUGAAUAGUGACAAGAUGACAUCUCGAUGCCAUCGUUAGUUUCGGCGCGUAUCUGCCUUUUUUCCGGUUGAUUUAUUGUGCGUGCAACUGUACCAACAAACUGCAAUAUUGUCUACUGGAACUAAAUGUUUAUAUAGUCUUACACUAUUGUGUUUUUUUUUUUCGAUUAUUAAAUGUGAGUAGUGUCGUAAAAAAAAUUCUAAUAAAUUUUAAUUCUGUGUAUUGCAAACAUUUUAUCGGUAGGUAUUAUAGUUUCAUACUAAGAUGUGUUUUUUGCUCGGAAAGCGCUUUUUCGGUUAGUAAAAAUGUUCCGAUUGUUUCACGAAAUAUGUACCUACCUUAAAAAGAUGCCAAUUUUUCAACUGGUGGUGCUUUAAUCGAUACAUUUAUUCUAAAUUCUCAAUAGUUUUUCUAAAAAUUAAAAAAAAUUUGACAACAAAUGACGAAAACAUUAAUUUUUCCAUAUUUGUUGAUUUCUGGAUUACUUUGGCUACAAGGGGAAAAUAUCACUAACACUCCAAUCAAAAUCGUUUUUCGUUUAUUCAAUCAUAUAUCGUUACGUUAAAAUUUAAACUGAAUUACCAUAUAAAUCCUACAUACCUAUACAACAGUGGUCUAACCAUCGUACGAUAUGAUUCCGAUUUUUUACUAUUGAUUGUUUUUAUAUGAAUAUCUGUAUAUACUGAUGGUUUUUUUUUUCCAGAACACUUCUGCGUUUGUCAACAUCAGCGUACUGAACGUUAACGAUUGGGAUCCGCGAUUCCGAUACCCGCAAUACGAGUUUUACGUGCCGGACAUAUCGUUAUCACAAUUAUUGCCAGGAACAGUUAUCGGUAAAGUGGAAGCUGCCGACGGUGACCGCGGGGAUCGCGUUAGUUUAGCGCUGCGAGGCCCGGAAUCCAAGUAAAUUUAAUACCAGCAUAUAAUAAUUUAUAGGUGCCAAGUUUACGAAAAAAAAAAAAUCAUCGGGUGCUUCCCCGAGAACUUCCUCCCCAAUUAAAAAGUAGUGUGGACUACAGGCUGCAAUUAUCGAUUUAUUGUAGGUGUAUGUUUAUUUAUACUGGUAUCCGGUAUACGUCAUCAAGUAUCAUCUGGAAAAAUCAUUUAUGUACACCUGAAAUGUAACAUCUUAUAAAUUUAAAAAAUGUCAUUAUAUUUAUAAUAUUUCAGAAUCGUUAUUACUACUUUACUUUAAAUACUUACUAAAAAAAAUUUUUUUUUUUUAAUCACUUUUUGUCGAAUUUUCCCCGAAAAUAGAAUCUUCUGUAUUUUGUCUGUUACAUAAUUUAUGUGUGUAAACAUAUCUUAUUCCCGCUAUUCUCGAGUAAUGGCUCGCUGUGGAUUAAAGAUUAGAUCGGAUUAGAGUUGUUUUUUAAGUUGAAGUGAUACAAUUUCAAUUGAAUUUCACCAUGUUGUUUUUUUUUUUUUGCUUUGUACACCUAUACAUAACUCCCCUUUCCAAAUGAAGCCGUGGGAUGAAAAUUAAUUUAUACAUGGCGUAAGUAUCAAGGAUGUACCUAUUGGAGUUUCGACUUUUAACCAGCUACCCGACUACUUGUAUGUUCAAAUUUAAUUUUCACAGAAAAUACCGGGUUUUACAUGCAGACUAAAAUUUAAUAAAACUUAAGCAAUUAUAAUUUAGAUCAAUUACAAAAAAAAAAAAUAAAAUAAAAUAUCACAAAGGUCGGUUUGGCUUUCACAAACCAGUCGGUUUGGAAAAAAUUCGACUCUAGUGACAGAGAUCUGCUGUUGCUCAUUGUUGGUUUGUCAUUAGAACAAUAACAUAGGUUUUUGAAUUUUCAACAUUUUUCGAAUUGAUUUUUUUUUCUGAAGAAAAUUAUUAUUUAAUAUCGAAAUUUGAUCUCAAAUUGUAUUGGAUGUUGAGCACUCCAUACAAGUUUCAUCGGAUGUUCUCGUAUCCGGUCAUCCGUCUAAUACAUGGCACCUAUAGCUAUGCUUAAAUCAACGGAAAUUUUAUUAAAAAAACAAAAAACAAUAAGUUUCAACUAUAUAAUUAUAAUUUUCUCUUUUAUAUACCUAAUAGAAUGUUCGCCAUUGAAGAUUCGGGAGAUAUUAUACUAGGCGAUCUAUCAGAUCUCAACACUGCCACGGCACAUUUGGUGGCCGUGGCUACGGACACUGGAAUUCCUCCGCGUCAAGUAUGCAUCUGGACAUUUUUUUUUUCUUUUUGAUUUUUUGUUUGCUAAACGUUUUUUUUGUUUUACAAAGGCUUCGGUGCCCGUUAUCGUGCAUUUACCAGAUACAGUCGUACGAUCCGCCGGCCGGACCGCCAACAACGGAAGCUAUACGGUGUUUGUAAUAUUCGGAGUUAUUUUGGGCGCCCUCAGUCUGGUUAUAAUCGCGUUGGUCGUUCACAUUCAAAAAAAGUAUUAAACCGAAAACAUUAUUUAUAUAACCUAUCGUUACACUAAAUUUAAUAAUAAAUCACUGUGCAUACGUACGCUUUUAGCAAACGACCGAAAAUCGGUACCGCAGCGAAUUUCGACGUGCGCACCAAAUUCGAGGGAUUCAAACGCACCAAUCCGAUAUACGACGAGAAGCGUUUGGUCGGGGUGGGCACUAAAAUGCAAAAUCCGUUGUUCAACCCGAAAGAAGACUCGGCGGAUCCGCUGUACACCGCCACGGUCAAAAGUGAGUGAUUCGUCUCGAAAAUCGAUUUAUAUAAUAGGAUUACAAAAACGAUUGUAGUACACUUUUCCCAAUACGUUUUUGUCAGUCAAUUUUUCCCAAAUUUAAUAUUUUCCAGAAAAAAAAAAUUAUGAAACUUACACCUCUCCGGGUGGUAACUCGAAGGAGCACCGUGCGGUCGGAGCUUCGGUCACUACAUGCUAUACUGGUAUCAUAAUGGGUAAUAUUUUAUCGUCGGAAAAUAGCAAAAUAUCGUCGAUAAAUUAUAGUAAUUUCGGUAAUAGCUUAUAAUAAACGCGAAAAAUCACACAGACGUAUAAUACUUUAUAAAGCAAAUUGUGUGCAUCAAAUAUAAUGCAAAAUUAAAAAAUAUUUAUUUUUUUCGUAUUGGGAAAAAAAACAAUUUGAAAAUAUUGCGUUGGAAAAGUGAAAAAAAUGAUACUCAGGAAAAAAACUUUUGAGAAAAAACUUGGAAAAAAGAGUCUCCCUGUAAAAUUUUAUAAUAAUAUAAUGUGAAAAUAUUAAAUUUCAUUUCAAAUUGUAGCGCGUUUUACUAAAUUUGUGUACCUAUCGAAAUGAAUCUCUUUUUUUUUUUUUAAGUUCUUUUUCGAUAACGUUCGAAUUUUUUAUAGCAACCAGAAUGUUUCCCGGAACGGCCGCUGCAACAAACGGUCGAGCGAAAAUGGGUGCGGUGCAGCAAUCGCUUCCCCGGUCAAGACACAAGUUUCCUGCGCCGGCUCCGCCACAAAUUCCCAAGACCGGGGGCGGCCGGUCGCCCGCCGGUUCGUCGACAACCACGACGACAGCGACCCCGAGUCCGGUGAGCAGAUUUUCAAGGGCGCCGCAUUGGCCGAACGACGCUAUUCCUAAACGCGUGAAAAAACUCAGUUGGGACGAUCGUAAUUCGUGCGCUCACAUGACGGUGUGUGUAAUGAUAACGAUAAUAUCCUCUUUGCAUUGCUCUAUAAUCUACAUAUAUAUCUACAUAAAGUGGCUUGCGCGAGGGUGGGGGCGGUUAAAAGUUAUUUCCCCCCCCCAUUGGCUUAAAAAUACAAACAAAUAUUAUAGUAAUCCAAUAUCGAAAUGCGUAUAUUUCAGCCAAGUUACGAGGAAAUAAGCUUGACGUAUUAAUUAGAACUUGCGUUUCUUUUUUAAAUUACCUUUUCCCAUAAUCUAUUUGGGUAGAGAAGACGAGUUUACGAUUUAUUCACGAUUCUUGUUUGCUACCUCCUCUGCCAUUGGAAAUUCCUGUGCACGCCACUAUAUAUAUCUAGUCUACCAGCUGACCGGGUAAUGCUUCGCUAUUGCUGGAUAAUAGUAAAAAUAAUAGUAAUAAUAAUAGUUUUCUUGUCCGUGGCCAAUUUAAUUAUAAUCCGUAUCACCGAGGUAACCCAGGAAUAAACAAAAGUAAAUAUCAACAAAAACAAAAAAAAAAAAAAAUGGAUAUUUGAAAAUACCUAAAACCUUAUAUUUUACGCUCUCAUGGGUUGGAUAUUCAAAAAUACUUUCUUUGUAGAUGCCUAUGGAGUCCUAUACGUUAUAAUAGCUGUCUAUAUGCCAAAUUUCAACCCGAUCCGUGCAGUGGUUUGGGCUAGGCGAUCAAGCGAUUCAGUCGGUCAGCCUGGACAUGUUAUUUUAUAUGUUAUACAAAUAAUACCGUCUAGUUUUAACCCUAGUUUAUCAACUCUUUGGGCCCGUUUCCCGCAAUUGUAAACAAAUAAAUAAAUAUAGAUAAUAAAUCUGCUUCAAUCAUAGCUUUUUCUAUUGAAAAUAGUGUAUAGGCACGAUAAUAUUGAUCGAUCCGUUUACAAUAUGAUUACGUUCGAGCGAGUGGGUGGUUUAGCGAUAUUCACAGUAUGCGGAAAUUGAGAGGUGGACUAUCGUUUUUGAGUAUGCCCGCGGUAGUGGAAUUAAUAAAGCCUUUGUAUCGUCUCUUAUGGUCUGGUUUCUCUGACAUACCAUUGAUGGUGAGUUGGUGAUGAAAUCUUCGAGUUUGGAUCAACUAGAGACAGAAAUGUCGCAUGCCCACGCGGGACUGGUGAAGGCGAGGAGGGGUCGCAAAUAUGAUUUGAAAAUUUAUGAUUUCGUGUUAAUUGACAAGAGACUUUUUCCAUUGAUUAUUGUGAAAAUAAUGUGUUCAGCAUCGAUUGUUCUGUCAAUGGCGUUUUCGAUUUGCUUUGAGAAUAAUUUAUUAAUAAUCGUUAAUUUAGGUUCUUUGGCCUUUAAUUUUUUAAUAAAAGACGUUAUAAGUACUAAAAUGUAUAAGUGUAAACAACAAUAUUUUAUUUAUUCUUAUAGCGCGAAAUCGAUCCGAGCGUCAGCGUGACACCGGUCGAAGAAACGAGAAGAGAAGACAAUUUAACCGUAUAUUUUUAAAACAACGGUAAUAUUUAAACGAACAUGAAUGUUUGUUGUUUUUUUUUUUUUUUUUUGUGUGUGUGUAUUUUAAAAUAAUUGUUAUAUUUCGUUUUAACAUUAAUUAAAAUUACACGCGAUAAGAUCAAAAUUAUAACCUAAGGUGUUUAUUAUUAUUAAAUUUUUUAAUAAUAUUAUGAAAAUACAUUAUGAUAUUGUAACAUUCCUUUUUUAUUGUAUAGUAGCCGGUAUAUUAUCUAUAAUAAUAUUAUACGAGUUUAGCUUUUAUAAAAUGAAUAUAACGUACCCGUAAUAUUAGAUGAUUCGAUUUUAUACAAAUAAUACCUAAUAACUAUUAUACGCGCAGUUUUAUUAAUAAUUAUUGUACAUUUAUAUGAUAUCGUAUUAUUAUGUAUUAUUUUUUCUAAUAUAUUUUGCGUCUCAUGUACGGACUGAAUUUUAUAAAAUACAUUAUUUAUAGGUAGAUAUAAUGGUAUUGUAUCGUAAUAAUAAUAAUAAUAAUAAUAAUAAUAAUAAUAAUAAUAAUAGUUUGUUUGUGAAACCUGUACGAAUUCUGUAUCCCCCUAUAUACGAAACAAUACAACAUAAUAAUGUAGCGUGUUACGAAACGAAUAUAACGAAUAAAUAAAACAGAUUGAAACGUUUUAAUGAACUGCUCGCGGAGUUCAUAUAGGACCACAUUGCGAUAUUGUCGUGAACGCGGGGGUCUAUAGAUAUUGCGCCACACGAAACAAGUGGACAACCGAUCGUAUACGAUUGGAUCCCGUUAGAAUUAAAUACGUAGUUCGGAGGCUAUAUUGUAUUGUAAUGUUCAACCGGGACGAAUCAACCCGCGAAUUAUUAUCGUUUGUGCCCAUAGCUUCGGUCCCGUCGAUGAAGAGACUUUGAGCCGUUCGCGUAUAGUUUCCAACACAAGCUCAUUAAAUGUUGAAAACACGUACGUCUUGUGUACGCUAAUACGCUGCAUACACUGUAUAAUGUAUUGAAAAUGUACACACACACACACACACACACACACACACUUGUGCAAUUUGGGUUUUAGACCAACAAAUAAAGGGAAACCGAAUGCACAAGACGAAAUUAUAAAAAUUUACUCAAGCCCUUCUUCCUUGGGACCAAAAAACCGCGUGAUUAUAUACAUUCGAGGUAAUUCAUAGUUGAAUACCUGUAUCGGGCACUUAUAUUAUAAAUUCAAUAAAAAAAAAACAUAUUCAUAAAAAUAAGUACAUUUUUAUAAUAUUAUACGUAUAAUUAUAUACUUUUUUUGUAAAGGUCGCAUCUUGAAACAAAAGAAAUAAUUCCUCCAAGUAAUAUUAAAUAAUACUUCUUUAUGGUCAAAGUCAAUAUUCUGUUGACGAAAAAUCGCCUAUAUUGCCAUUGUCCAAGUUUGGAUAAUCUGGAUAAAGUUCUGAAGUAUUAUCAUCGUCGUACACAUCAUUAAUUUGAUAACUAUCUGCGGUCCUUUCAAAUUCCAAUUGAUUUUCCUGGUUCAAUAGACACGUCAAAACACGACUAAUACAAUUCUUUAUCUUCUGAUUAUCAUAUGUGAGUAUUAUCUUCUUGGCUAUAUUGUGACCGAGUACGC
Messenger RNA from Cinara cedri, 53797 nucleotides. NCBI's taxonomy places the organism in Eukaryota, Metazoa, Arthropoda, Insecta, Hemiptera, Aphididae. The record is from the annotation of a GenBank genome assembly.